This is a messenger RNA of Xyrichtys novacula (pearly razorfish), 59649 nucleotides long. The record is from the annotation of a GenBank genome assembly. Lineage: Eukaryota; Metazoa; Chordata; Actinopteri; Labriformes; Labridae.
UCUGAUGUAACCGCUAACCUGCCUCUCUCAGCGGGCUGCACCGGCGGCACACAGACGCUCACUCACCGGACAGGACGGACGUGUUCAAUGAUGGAGGAUCGGCGGUGACUUCCACCCACAGCGGCCGGACUGAGGGCGCCUUCACCGGGGAGUGAACGCUCCGUGUAGCGGUGGUAGAAGAGCUCCGACGCCCCGCAGUGAAGAACAUAAACACGGUAACGGAGGCUCGUCUGAACAUAACGUUACAGCGAUGAUACGUUCACUGCCUCUGCAACGUGGAAAUCCAGCUGAAUAAACCAGGACUGCUGCUGCAGGUGAGUCAGUCAUGAUGGACGCGGUGUUUACCUGUUAAAAUGGCGUCACUGCUCUCAGAUUUCCCAUUAAUCAGGCAAAGUGACAAGGUGCAAAUAUUAAUUAAUUCCUCCCUUAUUUAUGGCCGUGUUUGGAUGGGCUACAGUGAUCAGGUGGCAUCCAUCAUUGUAGUUUUUAAUUAGACCAGAAUGAACCAGCUGCUCCAUUUAUUGAUUCUGGUGUUUGGAGAGAAUAAUACAGUAUGUUGACGUUGAUAUUGAGUCUCUGAUAGGGAUAUUACAGGAUGCAUUAGCCUGAUAGACCAUUAUGUUCCUCCUCUGUACUUAUUAACACAGGACGACAGGUAGUAGAUUUGCAGAACUAUUAAAUCUAAACUGUAAACACUAAAUUUACAGCAUUUAUGUGCAGUGUAGUUUGUUGUGCAUGGCUGUGUUAAACAUGUUGGCUGAGGGGCGUUGGAGGCCCUUAAUGAGCCUCAAAUUAAGAGCUUUUUGAGGCUCAGUCUAAUCUCAAAUAUGACAAAAUCUCAGCUAGAUUUAAUAUGUUUGCUUUUCCAAAUUUGGAUUUUUGACUCUGACAAACUAAUGUUGUUCCUGUGAUUAGAUUGGGCUUGUGUGUCAGUCAAUGACCUAUCUGAAUGGGUUGCUGUAAUGUCAACUGAGGCUUCAGCAACUGCGCUGAUGAUGCAACUUUUAAAGGUACAGGUAUAAGAGAAAGUAAAUGCAUCUAUCAUCUUGCCUCUAAAACAAUCCUGCCGUCACAUACCAGUCCAGAGCUCGUCCAUCAGAUGGACAAAGUUGGCAAGCAGCUGCUUGUAGAAGCGUUGGCUCUGCUUCGCUACUCUGAUGCACCUCCGCGCUCCAUCACUCUGGAUUUUAUAUCGACACUUUGGGAGUGGUAGAAAAAGAUACUUGUAAAUAUUUGCUCUGAUCAGAUGGCUGAACUGAGCAGCAUCUGUAGGAAUCUGAUGUGGGAUCUUGUUUCAAACCCUCUACUGCUGUGUCUGGAUUAGCAAAAAAACAUGUUGGGGGGUAUUUGUUUCUGUUCAGGCUUUCUAAAACCAGCUAGAAUAAAAUGUUGGCAUGUCUAGACUGGAUUUUUGUCACAACAGGGCUGAAGAGUCUACAUCAGCUUAAGUGGUGUAGUUGGUUAAGCUGUUCUUUGGGUGCCUCAAGUUAUAAAAUAACCUCUGAACCGUUUGGCUGUUGUCCAAUGAUUUUAUAUCCUCAGGGAACCACGGCAACUUAUUUGGCUUCCAGUGUAGCGAAGGGUAACGUCUGGAAUAAAGAGAGACAACAGCUUAAUGCACAGAGAAAGUCCUCAGUCGGCCUUCUUUACGCCCCACGCUGUGUUACUAUACUGUAUGGUACAACAUGAUGUGAUACAGUACUAUAUGAUCUGAUACAAUACAAUGUGAUAGCAUAUAAUUGACAAUAUGAUGUGAUACGAUCCAAUACAAUACAAUGUUAUACAAUAUGAUGUGAUGGGAUAUGAUGUGAUAUGAUACAAUACGAUUUGAUAUGAUUUGAUACGUAAGGAUCCAAUACGAUGUGAUACAAUAUGGUAUAUGAUCGAUACAAUACGAUACAGUACGAUAUGAUAUGAUAUGAUAUGAUAUGAUACAAUACGAUACGAUACGAUAAGAUACAGCAGGAUUCCAUACAAUGUGAUACGAUACGGUAUAUGGUAUGAUACGAUAUUUUAGGAUUUGACACAAUAUGAUAUAUGAUAUGAUAUGUUAUAUGUUAUGAUAUGAUAUGAUACAAUAUGAUAUGAUACGUCAGAAUUCCACAUGAUGUUAAACAGUUUGAUAUAUGAUACAAUAUGAUAUGAUAUGAUACGUCAGGAUUCCACACGUUGGAAACAAUAUGAUAUAUGAUUCGUUAUAAUACAAUAGAAAACGAUACAAUACGAUAGGAUAUGAUAUGAUAUAAUUUGAUAUGAUAUGAUAUGAUAUGAUAAGAUAGGUCAGGAUUCCAUAUGAUGUGAUACGAUAUGGUAUAUGGUACGAUACGAUAUUUUAGGAUCUGAUACGAUAUAUAUUAUAUGAUAUGAGAUGAUAUGACACAAUAUGACACGACAGGAUUCCACACGAUGCGAAACAAUAUGAUAUAUGAUAUGAUAUGAUACGAUAGGAUAUGUCAGGAUGCCAUACGAUGUGAAACGACAUGAUAUAUGGUAUGAUAUGAUAUUUUAGGAUUUGAUACAAUAUGAUAUGUGAUGUGAUAUAUCAUAUGAUACGGUAAUUUAGGAUUUGAUACAAUGUGGUGCGAUAUGACACAAAAUGAUUUGAUAUGAUGGGAAAAAAUAAGACACAAUACAACACAAUAUAUCACAAUAUGAUGCAAUACAAUACUAUAUAUGAUACAGUUUAAUAUAAUUCUAUAUAGUACAAUAAAUCAGAUGCGAUACAGUGCAAUCUAACAUGAUAAGAGACAAAUUGACUCAAAAUAAUAUGAUACAAUUCAACAAUGUACAAAAUACAGUACAAUACAACAUGACACGAUUUGGUCUUUAUAGAUGUUUUUUGGGCAUCUUUGGACUAUGAAACACUCAAAUGUCUCUGUUAUUGCUGACAUAUUUCAAUCUGGGUUAAAGUUGUUGACAGACCCACACAUCUUUCUAGAAAGUUGUUAGAAUUAAUAUGCUUUUCUUUAACAUGCUUGAAGAUUGGGAUUUUUUAAAAAGGACUACCUUCCUGUAUUGUUAUUUAAAAACGCCUUUGUACAUGGACUUCCACAGUUUCCUUACACUCGUUAAAAGACUUAGAUGUAGCGUGUCUUGUCUCACCUUCAGCCCUGAACGUAGAUAUAUUCAGUUUGUAGGUCACCUCGUGCUUACUCGCUGAAAACUCUCUGUGUCCUUGCUACGAAUGUUCUGUACAUCCUGCUAACAAUGCAGGAAUCCACAAAGCUGGAGCUAUUCUUAGACUCUGAAGGUGAACACACUAAAGAGGUGCUGUUGUUUGUGUGAUCCUCACCUCGCCGUUAACUUAUUCAGACGGACGCCGCAGUGGAAGCCAACACUCUCAAGGAAGGUCGCCUAGAAAGAGGUUCGCUGUCAGACUGACCGUCACCAGUGAACUUAAAAUAACCACAUAGUUUCCUGUAGAGUGGUAGUUAUAGGAGUUCAUGGGUCUUUGAAACAGUUAGUGGCGAUAAAGAAAAAGGCAAAACAAAAAUCCUCUGUUGUCCUAUUUGUUGAUCCAAUAACUAAAUGUCAAGAUAUGAGGAACAAAUGCCACUUCAAAGUUGGACUUUUCCUGCAGAACCUCUCGGGUUAAUCUGUCGUCAGUGAAAAGCUGAAAACCAUUUUAUAGUAACCGAGAAAUUGAUGAGAUUAGACUCAACCUAAAAAAUCAUGUAAGCCUCAAAGUUUAUAUUAUGAAGGUCAGGGAGUCACUAAGUUCAGUAUAGUUCAGCUGCUGGGGAUCAUGAAUAUCUGUGCAGGAUAAUUUUAAAGUGCAUCAUAUACGUGGUAAGAUAUUUCAGUCAACACAAAAAAAAUGAAACCUAUUUUCUCGAAAACAUCAGUUAAAGUUUUAUGGUCUGUUGUCUGGGUCUAAUAUAUAUUUGUAUUCAGUUACAGUGCAGAUGAUAUGAUAGUUUCGGGAUAUUCAUUUUGAAUUGAAGCUGUUAACCUUAUGAUGGUUUUUGAGGACAUGUUACAAAACACAAAUCUCAGCGGUUAUCCUCUGAGGACCAUGAAUACCAGUACAAGUUUUCAUGACACAGUAAUUUAGAUAUAUAAGUAAAACAAGAUAUGUCUGCCUCCUACAAGAUAAGUUUAACUGUCAUAGUAUUAAGUUAUUUAUCCUCUGGUAACCAUGAAUAUCUGUAUCCAGUUCCAGUAGAUGGCAGAUAAGUUAAUCUAUUUGGAAUGUUUAAUUUUAAAUUGAAACAAUCGACCUCGCUGAGCUUUGUCACCUUCAUUGUAGAUCUACCGAGACAGGUUUAGGUACCACCUUGGUCAUUAGGAGUCCUCCCCUGGGGAUCACAAAUCCAGGUCCAAAUGUCAUGUCAGCUAGUCGGACAGUUUUUACUUCACGAUUCAUUCAAAAUUAUUUAAACUAACAUCCUAAUGGGUCUUCAGGGAAAAAUCAAACAACACAAACAUUUUAAAGGUUCAUUCUCUGGGCACCAUGAGAUCCUGAACCAAAAUUUCUGUCAGUUUAUCACCUAAAUGUUAAUCUAUGACAGGCUUGAGUUGGUUCUGAAAGUUCUAACUCGGUUAUGAGACCUCUGGAUUCAGACCUAAUCAACUCUCUGAUUGUCCUGAAUAGGAAUUUAGGGUUUCACUGAAGUCUGAGGACGCGUCUGGAGGGGACCAUGAAUAUCAGUGCCAAAUUUUAUGGUGAUCUAUUUUAAAUUUCCCUGAGGCCCGAAAUGGUGGACCUGAUCCGACAUUGUUUAUGCAUGGACUCAUGCUUCUUUCAUGGCUAAAUGGUCUUUCUGAUUAUCCAGUGAUUGCACCAGUUCAUUAAAUUUGUAUCAUGCGGCCUCAUAAUCAGCCCGACCAUCAGAUCCGCUGCCUAAUGUUCUGGUCCUGUUUCCUCCCAUUUCAGGUCCAGUGUGCAUGAUUUUAAUGUGUGUGACAGAAGAUGGAGCCUCACAGGAUCUGAUUAUGGGGACAAAAUGAUUAGGUUUGCUUUAAUGAAUGCUGUUAGGAAGUAGCCGCCGCAGAAAGAAUGAGUCAUGAUAUUGAUUGCCGCCCUCCUCCUUCAGUUGCUCCUUCUCUCUAGAAACCUCCCAACCCCACCCCCCCUCUUUCUCUGAAGAGUCUAUCCAUCCAUCCUCCUGCUUCAAAUUCAUAUUUCUGAGUUCAUUUUUUCUCUCCAUCCCUUCGUGACGCGCUUGUUUGCCCCCCUCUCCCUUCCCCAAAGAUACGUCAGAGAGGAUUUGCAGAGAGGUGGCAUGCAGCCAGGCUGAGGGCUGCAUACCAAUAACGACAUGACUCGCUUGGCUCUCCGGUCUGGAUGAGAGAGAGAGAGGAAAGAAGGGAGGGGUGGGAAGGGGAGGAGAGGGGAGGGGGUCUUGUCACGAGAUGCCACGUCAUCGCAGUGUGUGGAAUCUAUUUUUAGCAGCGUAAACAGAGGGAUUCCAGCCCACUGAUCAUGGCUUCACAGCGAGGACUGAGUGGUGGGAGGCUGGAGACGCUCUGGAUGUGAAUGAACGACACUUUCCAUUAAGUCCUGACUGUCUGCCUCCCGCCGCCGUCGCUCCCCUCCCUCCGCCUCGGCCUGUCGAGGAGAAACACUGCACCACAAAUAGACCGACAAGCUCACAGUCUGACGCUUUCUCCUCUGCAGCCUGCUUCACAUGCAUGAACAUAUGUACUCGUACAGUCUCGCCUACGGAGUGCUGUAUGUGGUACAGUAUGCAACCUGUAAUAAUAACAACCAUCAGUGUUAUGCUUUCCUGACACCUCCACAGAGCUUCACUGAUUAGACGACGGCCACCUUUGAUUUUCAGAUUAAACUAAAUUUCAGUGUGUGUUGGUACGCAAAAUGAGCGCAGAUAUACAGAUACUGAACAAGUGGAAUAAUUCUGCCUUUAAUAUUUAUAGAUCAGCUGAUCCUAAAUACAGCCUCUGAUUGGUCAAAAGUCCAAAACAAACAUGGCAUCUUUCAUCUGGCGUAGGUAACUAAUAAAAAAAUGACACAAUUCCACUAAAAAGAAUACAUGAAUUAUCACAGAUUACAUUUGACUUUGGAGGUCUGGAUUCAGACAGUCCCUGAAAACACACUGGUGGUUUGCUAUGUAGAAUAGAAAGUCUGCAAAUGUCGCAAAAACAUGUGGAGUUUAUCCCCUGAGAGGUGCCGGCCUCACAGAGCGAGUAGAUUUUAUUGUAUGUUCCUACAUUAUACUCAUUUAUUUCUAUUAGAGCUGAUACUGUGGAUCCAGUAAUAUGUUGUGAAUAUCAGCAUUGACCCCCAAACAGAAGACGUGCUACUGUUAUCAGCUAAACUUUAUUUCAAGAGAAAUAAAAACUUUAUAUUGAUAUAAGUUGAUACGAUUUAUAUGUUAUCCUGAUAAUUAUCUGGCUGUUUACAGGAAAAAAAGAAUAAAAUUGACUCAAAAUAUUAAUUUAAAGACAGCUUUGUCAAUUAAAGUAUAACUAUCGUUAACAGGCAGAGGAGAACAGCCUUUGACACAGUGGUAAAAUUGGAACCCGUUUUCCCAGAUUGAUGCGCUAAUGGUGCGUUCCAGUUGUACUCGGAAGUCGGGAUUUCUGAGCUCCAAAUCAGAAAUUAAUCUGAAACGCCCCCCUAAACCAGACGAUCCUCACCAACCCCGAUUUAGUGACAAUGUCAUAAUUAAAGAUGGCAGUGCAGUGCAUCAAACGUAAAGAGUAACAGUGAAAGCUCUCGUAAUCUAAUAUUUAUUAGCACUUCUGUUUUGUUUUUGUAAAAUUAAAUAAGUGGUAUGUGUUUUACUGCCCAACGUCUAACUGUGAACACGGUACUAUGGUGUUUGUAAGAGUAAAAUACUGUGUUGUGAGUUGUUUACAACUGGUUUAGCUAACAACAACAACUAAUAAUUAUGGACAACAGCUAACAAUUGCUAACUGUAGGCGUCCAUCUUGGUUUUUCGACUUGUUAACUUGGAACGCCACCAACUCGGGUGUAACGUCAUUUCCAACAGUGUCUAAUAAGCCCAUGGGGCUGGGCACCAAUUUUGGUGUAUGACACUUAAAUAAAAUUAUCAUAUCAUAUCAUAUCAUAUAUCCAGGUCCGACAUCCGACUUCCAAGGUAACUGGAACACAGCCUUAAACGUGAGCUCAGGUCGUCUGUGGUGUUACUUCUGCUGUUCAGAAGAAGUACAGCAGCUGGGCAAUUACAGUUUAUGACGAUAAUAAAUUAUUUUCUACACAUUAAAUGUCUGUAAAAUCAGAGACAGAUUCACUUUACUCUGUGCUGAUUGGUCUCUUUGUCGUACAUUUAUUAAUUUCAGGUCCCACAAGGGACACGAGUAUUCUGCAGAACUAUUAAGAGGAACAAAAGAUUUUUCGAUUAUUAUUCUGCUGUUUAUACUUACUCAUAUUUGACUCUGUUUUGUGAUUUCCUGGUGUACGUGAUUCUCCUAAUUCUUGAACACAGCUGAUACAAACAGAAUGGAUUUAUAUAGAUCUUCAUUGUCACAGUUUCCAGCUGGCACUCAGAUGGUGCCCUGGCAGAGACGUAUCAAAUAUAGAUCCAUACCUUUGUGACGUCCCCUGUUGCUCCUGAGGGGCCCGUUUGUGAGUCAUGUUGUUGAGGGGAGGGUUCGAAACUGUCACAUUUGACCACGUUAGCGGCGGUGGCUUUGAGCACUUAGUCUAAUUAACAGUCCGGGUGCUUUGUAUGGAUGCAGCGAGGCAUUGCGCCCUCAUCAAAUAUUCACACACUCACACAUAUUCAGCAGUGUGAGGCAGCUCCCUGCUCACCUGAUACUCUGAACGUCACUGCGUUAGUUAAAAGUAAUCUCUGAGCAUCUGUUUCCUCACAGGUCAGACUGAUUGAUAGUCAUGGUAACGGCUCGGUGUGGCUGCUGCUGUCUGCAACAGUCAAGCUUUGGGCUCAAAAUGUUAAAUUAAGUCCAGCAAUGUCAUUCCUCUGUGUUAGUUUUACAGUCUGUCAUACCUUUGGCGAAAGACUCUGCCAAGCUCUUUUGUAUGAGAGGGGCUGCUGCGGUUUUGGUUUUUGGUGCAGCGGGUGCGCCACGUGUUUCGUCUUCAGGUGGUGGAAGAGGUUGUUGGUGUUUCCUCCUCCAGCAACGACAGCCACACGACACUCUUUGCAUGGUAUUGUUUUUUGAUCAUUGUUGGAUUUCGCAACUCGCGCCACUUUUUCGGGAUAAGUUCCUCCUCCUGUUCCUCGUGUUGGGUGGGUCGGGCUGCCUUCAUUUGCUCGGUACUGCCACUAAUCUCUGCGUCCGCUAUGACCACCAUCAGUGAAGCUGUUUCUUCUUCACUGAAACUCUGCUAAGCAGUCUGCUGGACACGCUGGUGAUUAGAGGGAGCGCAUGCAAACCUGACCAGCUCUCACUUUGAUCUUAAAGGGACUAGAUGGUUUAAAUUAGUGAUCCCCUGACCCCAGAGGCCUUAAGGGAAACAGUCCCACAACCAGGACUAAAUCCACAUUGUUCUUCCUGUUAUGACCCUGAAAACAUGAAAGGAUCCUCAAAGUCUUAAAGGGAUAUUCCGGCCUAAAAUUAAUUUAGGGUCAAACACACUGUAACACCGAGUUAGACGCCCUCUCGAGAGAUGAAUGUUGCCGACCACUUGCUUCUCUAGUUAUACCAACUUUAGUAAAGACCACACGAUAGCAAUACACAGCGGUCUGAGGAGUCAUAAACAAACCUCAACCAAAACGCCACUCUAUAGCCACAAAUAAUGCUCAGAACAGCACCUAACUUCAUCAACAGGACAUAUAGGGUCCCAGCCACAGUACUAGCCACCAAACAUCUUUUUAACUUUGACUAAUUUCUUUAGCAAAGAGACUAAACACAACUCAUCUACUCUCUUUUAGCAGCCGCUUGUUUGUAGUGAGACCUCAGGCCAGUCCAUUACAGACUGUUGCGGGGUGACACAGCUCAAGGAAGAACAUUUAUGACCAUUACUUCAUCAUUUCCUUGAACUAAUAAUCACCAUAUUAAUCAUUUUGCGCUGCAGACGCGGUAGUUCUUCUGCCUUAGUGUCUCAGUCUGAUUGCAUUUUCAUGAAGAAAUGAUCAUAAAUGUUCUUCCCUGGGCUGCAUCACCCCGCUGUAGUCAGUAAUGGACUGGCCUGUGGUCUUGCUACAAACAAGCGGCUGCUGGAAGAGAGCAGGUGAGUUGUGUUUAGUCUCUUUGCUAAAGAAAUCAGGCAAAGUUAAAAAGAUGUUUGGUGGCUACUACUAAGGCUGGGACCCUAUAUGUCCUGUUGAUGAAGUUAGGUGCUGUUCUGAGCAUUAUUUGUGGCUAUAGAGUGGCGUUUUGGUUGAGGUUUGUUUAUGGCUCCUUAGACAGCUGUGUAUUGCUAUUGUGCGGUUGUUACUAAAGUUGAGUAUAACUAGAGAAGCAAGCGGUCAGCAACAUUCAUCUCUUGAGGGGGUGUCUAACUCGGUGUUACAGUGUGUUUGACCCUAACUUAAUUUUAUGCCAGAACAUCCCUUGAAGGGUUCAUCCUCUGGAGAACAUGAACCAUAUUUAACCUAUUAAAUUUGUUUUUUUUAAAGUUAUUUCAGUCUGAUCUAAGACGAUAGAUUAAUCGCUGCCCCUGAAACGGUCUUGUAUUUUCUGUGUAAUGAUUUUUUUCGCCUGGUUUGGCAGUCAGACAUUAUGGAUGAGAGUAAUCAGGAGAUGGACCUGUAGUCUUAACGGAUGCUUAAUCUCCAGGACAAAUCACAGUGGGUGAAAGGUCCAAGUGUUGCUGCUCUCUGCCUCUUGAAUGUAAAUCCACCUUGGAGGCCCUGGAGUGGAGCCAGACAGUAAUAGUUUCAGCUGAGGAGUGGAUCUUUUAUCUCCGGGUUUUCAAAUCUUCUCUGCUCCAAUAACAACUGUCUCUCUUUCUUCUGGGCUGCCGUUUCUUCAUCUACAUCUCAUUUAUACCUCCACCUCUUUGCCCUCUUGGAUCUCUGUGCGGUCUUGUUAACAUUGAUGUUCAGGUGUCAGAUAUAAAGACCCACCAAUUCCUCUUUCCCUUCCCUUCAUUCCUCAGCACAUCCUCCCUAAACAUCUGUUUCUGAUGUUGAAGGUAAAGGUGUAAAGGUGAAGCUGUGAAGGCAGGAGAAACACUGAUCUGAUGAAGAGGUGUUGAAAGAAGCAGCAACGAGGAGUCAGCAGGUGUUGAGAUUGACCACUGCUGUCAUCCUUCACAUCCAUAUUUGUAUAAGUAAAGGUGAAUCAAAGAUGAGUGAAAGCUCGAUGGCAAACACGUCAAACCUCGACCGCAGGAAAUCCUCAGACAAACUAACUCACAGCUGAGAAACCAGCAGAGAGACGGAGUUAAGGCGUAGCCUUGCUGUGUGAUCGACGGUUUCAAGUACCCGCCUGUCAGUCAAAUGAUUCCUUUGUAUGCAUGAUGGAAACCGACAGCUUUGAAACCUCUGUGAGCGGUUUGAACUUGUUAUGAGGAAGACUGAGACCAACACGGAUGUCUUUUUAUGAUCUAAGAUGACAGUUUAUUUAUCUCCAUUUUUAGUCUUGAAACCAAUGUGUGUUAGCCUUAUAUUCAGACAAUGCAAGCGCUAAAAUAACUUUUGUAGAUGUAGCCUUCUUGUUUCCGCCUCCGAUUUUGCUUUUUUCUGACUUGGUAACUGAAAUGCUGGGAACUCGGGUGUGACGUCAGUUCAGACUUCUGACUUCUGAGGUAACUCGAACGCAGCCUAACUUUACAUGUACUGUCAGCAAAUAAACAAAACAUCAGAAGUUCCUCACAGUAGCUUUAAUGUAGUUAAAAUAGAUUUUUUUAAAAUAACAGUUUUUAGAAAAAGAGAAAAAUGAGCUAAAGAGAUGUAAACGGCGCUCUUUAACAGGCUUUUAAUGUGUUUAUUUUUAAUGUAGCAGCAGUAACAGGGUAAGCUCGGUUUUCUGAGACAGUCUCAAGUGGACAGUUGAGGAACUGCAGUCUUUGCAUUUGAAACAGCCUUUUUUUUCUGUUGUCAAAUAUUUUUAGGUAACCCUUAAAAAAAAGUCUCAGAUAUUGCUGGUUUACUUUUUGCAAAAAUGUCCAUUUUACUCGUGUUGUUUCAAAGGUGUUGCAGUGAGUGACCUUAACACUCCUGUGAGGAAGUUUUUGACAUUUUUACAACAGACCGGAAUUUAAAUCGAUGAUUUUUAAUGAUGUACAAAAGCACACAAGAUUGACUCUUUUUUUGUGUAAGUUUUGAUACCCGUAAAAAGGCACAUAGGGGUCGGUUUCUGUAGAGCAGGUUAAGGAAAAAUCAUUUUUUACACUUUCAGCAAUAAGUAUUUACAAAAGAUGACAUAUUGACUGUCAAAAGUAAGCAGUAUUUACAAUUUUAUAUCAGAGGGCACUAUUUUCACCUGUAGAGGACAGGAUAAGCAAAGACUGCUUUGUCCACAGGGGGCAGCAAAACUGACACAGAGCAAAAGUUCCUCACAGGAGCUUUAAUGAGUAGAAGAAUUAAAACAAACUGUUGAUUUAAGGAACAAAAAUCUUAAACAUAAUUUUUUAUACAUUUGUUUUUUUAAAAUGCAGUGAGUGUCAUCACAGGUAAUUAAACCAACAGGGGUCUAGGUGACCGACAUUAUCAGCUGGUUUCCCUCCCGUUACACUAGCUGAGGCAUCAUCGCCGCCAUUUACCGGCAACACUGAGGGAGCAGAGCAAUUUGAGCAUCAGCACACCACCCCGCCACAACCAUCACACCGCUCUCUGCUGUCAACCCCCCCUGUCUCCCCCCUCUGCCUCCCCUCCACCUCCACCGCCGCCCUGAGCUAAAAAUAGCCGUCCUCUCUCAUCAGCCAGUCGUCACGUCAGGGCUGCGUUCUCUCUCAUUUGCUGCACACACCUCUUUUUAUGCUGUCAUGUUUUGACAGCAUCAGACGGACACAUUAACCGGGGGGUUGAACACGUUCAGAGAAAAGAGACUUCCAGAAAAUUUAAAACACAAAGAGUCUGAUUUAAACUCCGAUAUUUUUUUUUUCCCUCUGAUGUGUCAAAGUGGGUUUCGACUGCGCUUCUCAAACUGGAUUGAGGAAGGAAGUGGUUUCGAAACAUGACUUCUGCUCCAUAUUGGGUAUUUAUGCAAUAUGAGUGAGACAGUUUGGAGAACACACUCCAUCGCAGAGCUGAGUGUUGGUUCAUCUGAGCGCUAAAUCCACGUCUGUGCACGACUCAAACACCAUCAGCUGCUCAUAGAGUCCUUUUCUGUUUCAUUCACAGGAGGAAACGUCGCUGGAGAUGGACUACAGGUCAGUAAAUGAUCAUCUGAUAAUAUUUCCGAUCAGCUGAGAGCUUUUUGAACCAUUACUGUAAUAAGAAAGUGGAAAUUCAACCACUGGAAAUCAGUUCUUUUGUAUUAACGAGACAAACUGAGGGUUAAACUUCUAUUAUCUGUAACUUUUGAAUGUCCAGUCUUUGCCUGAAUGGAAAAAAAGUGGUGAGAACAUAAAAUAUCAAAUCUAUGUCUGCACCACUUCAGCACCACGGACAGCGAUCAGGGGUCUUUAUAAAAUGAGUAAUUUUUUUACAACUUUACAAAAAUCUGGACCACAUUUUUAUAGUUCUGUUAUUUUAUUAAUCUUUUCAUAGAUCCUGCUGUUUCUCAUUUUGUUUUCCCUAAUUUAUCAGAGUGGGAAAAUCUCUUUUUUAUUUUCUUGAAUUUGUGCAGGUCUUGGUUGUAAUGGUUUUAGAAAAGAGGGUCAUUUUCUUCUUCUUCCUCUUGUGUGUGGGUUGUUGGUAGAGCGCAGACAAAGAGAACUAGAGACUAAAACGAGGAUUGGAUUCUAGGUUGGCGGGGAAAUUUAAGCCUCAAAUAAUGUAUGUAAAUGUGGAUAACGCGCCUCCAUGUCCUCUAAUUUGAGCUCACCGCAUGAAUAUUCCUACUCCUCCACCUUCUUGUGUAGGAAAUGUCAAACUAACAGAGAGGAUUUCAGCAUCUUUGAACCUAAUAAUAUUUACCCAAACUAACAGUCUGAUAUUUAUACAUUUAAUGAUACUCUCCGCCUAAGAUCUGAUCAGGACUGAGUUCAGCUCUUCUUUUAAUGUUCCCUGCUGUCAUUCCUCGCCCAGCAGCACCGUGUCCCCUCUACGGACUCACAGGUGAGUCCUGUUUGUUGUUGUUGAAGAGUGAGACAGCUGUUUGUCCAUCAAAUCAAUACACAGAAUCAAUAACCCAGAAUACUUCCACAAAGCGCUACUUAUAAGUCGUUUAAGUGUGAUGACUGUCCAAUCAGGAUGGCUUAGAUCGCAGCACUCGUCCCCCAUUUUUUUAGGAAAUCAUCACUGUAUUAAUCUGCCUGAGUCAAUAGUGUUAUUCAGUGGUCAGGUAACGAUAAGAGCUCCCUCUGCUGGAUCAAAUGGCAAGCUGCUUUAGAUGGAAUAUUCUGAAUUUGAAUGGCCUGUUAUAGUUUAAAUACAAACUUAACCUCUGAGUUUGAACGAAUAUUUACAGUGAUAGCAGAUAAAAAAUGACAAGUGACAAAAUAAUAACACUCUCAAUAUUUAACCACAAUGGUUUUGUAGAUUUCUGUCCAACCAUCUGUAAUGAUUCAGACAAAAAUAAUGCAAGUAAUGAUUGUAUCUUUGAAAUAAUAAACAAAAUAAAGUCAAGUAUGAUUUUGUAAUUUUACACAAAUAUACUCAGUAAUAAAUCUGAGGAUUCUAGGCUCAGAAAUUUUAAAACAGAAAUUCUCAUUAAAGGCUGAUUUCUGUCUCAAAAAACAUUUCAGAUCACCUCGGAGCUCAUUUGAGAAAAAUUUUUUAGGGUCUGUUAAAAAAAAUGUCACUUUUUAGCCCCGCUGUUGUUGGCUUGUUAGCUUAUUAUACAACUUUUUUACCUCUGAUACGAUACUGAUUUUGAUAUAUUGAUAUUGAUAUCCGUCUUCGGACUUCAAUGAAAAAUAAUGCCACAGGGCCAACAUCACUCCUACUCCUGGGUACUUUGUUAGUACCUUAGUACAGUGGUUCUCAACUGGUCUCACUCUGGGACCCAAAUUUUCCCAUGGUCCUUGUGUCGCGACCCACUUUUAUAGAAUUCAAUCCAAGCAAUUGUUUUUUUUUAAUCAAAAAACCUUAAAGGCUCUAAUCUUUAACAUAAAUUUACUUGUUUUGUUGAGUAAAGUGCAUUUCAGAGCACAUGAAGGGGACAACAUGAGGAGGACAACUACUGAAGUUGCAUAAACAAAAAAUAUCAAAUAUCUAAUAAAUAUCGCAUUAAAUAUUUACUUUUUUGACCAGCUGUUCGUGACCCAUUCAGAAUGUGUCUGCGACCCACUUUUGGGUCAGGACCCACCAGUUGAGAACCACUGCCUUAGUACACACUGUUACGUAGUCUCUACAUGCCAGAUCCGGGUGCUGUUAGAUAGAGGUUCUGGAGUCUGGAAUGGACUGCUUCUAUCCGAGUGCGGAUAUAGGAGGUUUUAGAUGCAGGUCGAUAUUUGAUUUUUUUUGUUCAUAUUGAACCGAUAUCUGAUGUCAGUAUCAUAUCAGGACACCCCUACUCUCAUUAUCACUACAGCCGCUCUCUUGUCAUACUCAUUCUGUCCCUUGGCUUUUCAGACACACACACACACACACACACACACACCUGCCUCCUCCUUGUGCACAUUUUUUUCUCAUUUAAAGAUGACAGAAUAUCAACCAUGAUGAAGUUACUGUUUUAUAUUUUUGAUCCUGAGACCCCUCUACCAAAGUACCACAUUAUGAUAACAGAAUUAAAAUCUCAGCUGCGGUGAAAAAUAAAGGCUUCAGUGGGAUUCAGAGCGGGCGUAUGCUGCAGCAGCCAGUAUGACGUCCUGACAGAUGCCAUCAGUGAGAUCAGAGGAGGCAGCGUGCAGAAUCCUGCAGCCAAACACAGCUCCUGUUUUCUGUUUGAAGCUUCAGGAUGAGUAACAGGAGCGUCUGCGGAGGAAAGAUGUGUCUGACAAGAUCACAAAUUAACAGCCGUAAUUGUGGCAGAUGUUCACUUUGUGGAUCUGUGUGUGUGUGUGGGCUGAUUCUGUUAGCGUGUGUUCUGCUGAUGCUCAGAUAAAGUGUGUGUGUGUGUGUGUGUGUGUGUGUGAUGGGAGGAGGACCCAUCAACAAGUCAUUUCAUUCUGAGGAUCUCUGCAGCCCGUAGAUAAAACCAGAGAGCGAGGAGGAGGGCGAUGGUACGAAUCACAGACUCGUCCUCCUCACUCUGGAUGACAGAAAAUUUAAUCUUUCUCUCUUUUGUGAUCUGCUUUAAUAAAAACUCUCCGGGCUGUUCUUCCUCCUGCUGGAUGUUGUGUUCAAACCCGGCUUUAAAGGUGAAGCAGCAGCCAUGUGAUCCCCUAUAGGAGCGCCGGCUGCAGGUGGGAUAUUUUUAACCUGAAACCCACUGAGAUGUGUCGGCUGGAUGUAAUUAAAGAGACGUUUAUAAAGCACCGACAUCAUGUGAGUCAGAGAGUUCAUCCCACGCUCACAGCGCUCACUCAGAGCACAUCAGGUCUCAUUCAGAAAAUAUGAGCGCAGCUUUAUGUUCAUGGAAAAAAGAGCAGAGAGUCCCGUUUUCUUAGAAAGUGUGGAAAAAUAAUUAAAAGUUUGAAAAUAUUUUACUUUCUAGUCACAAAGAGGAUAACAAUCAGUCAGGGGUGUACCCGGAUUUUUGAGGGGCAGGGGCAAAUAAAGUGAAAAGGGCACCGCUACUGUAAAAAUUUCAUUUGGCAAACUUGGACAGCUGUUUGUCUAAAAACAGAUUUAAAAUAAUUAAGAAACCCUGAUACCCAAAGUGUGGGAAUUAUUUAAACAUUUUCAAAAGUCAGAGGAGAGUCUGAGGGUCUGAAACUUAAUUUUUUACAUUCUGCAGAAUAUUUCUGCAACAUUUAAAUGAUUUAUAAGAAAAUAAACAAUUGAAGCUCAAAUUCUACUUAGAUUUAAUCAGGUAAGACAAACUAAGUUAGCACUCAGAUGAAAUAAAGAGUUUUGAUAGUGUUAAACUUGGCUCUAAAAAUAAAUAUGUGCUGUAUAGAAAGAAAAAUUUACCUGAGGGUAGCUUAUCACUUUUUUAAUUGGAUGGACAUUCAGUGAGCACUAUUUCCUCUUAAUUUAACCAGAAGGCAUCAAGGAGACUCUUUGUUUUCUACAUUUAACAAACUGGAGGGGUGUCCAGGGACUAUUUUUUUACAUUGUGUAUCUAAAAAAAGGACAAAAAAGAGCACUUUUUAUGUUAUAUUCUCCAAGAGGAUUCAAAAAGGGAACUGUCUUCCCAUGUUAAGUAUACUGAGAUGUAUUAAGAGAUUUUUUUACUUAAAUCUAGAAGAAUAAAGGUCCUUACACACCGAAAUAUUCAGAGGAGAAUUUUGACGCGCCUGACUGUACACAUCAAGCCCAAUGCGAUUUUGCGACUUUUCGGGGGGAAAAAAGACGUGUCCCGGGUGUAAGCGAGAAGACUGACACAACACCAGACUGACUGUUUUUCAGUUCUGAUCAGACACUAGUGUUGAGAUGACUGUCUGUCAUGAUAGCAUGUACUGAGUCGGGGCCAGUACGAAAUAAGCACAUUAAACUAUAAUCCAUAAACAUAAGGUAACAACCGAGACCUAAUGGUGCUGUGACAGCAACGUGAUUGAGUUUGAGACAGUGAAAAUACAUAUUGUAUGUUGUAUCUGAACAGGUUAGCUGAUGAGCUAAAGUUACUUAGCACAGAUGAAAGUUAAAACAAAGACGUUGGCAAACUAUUAAAGCACACAAACUAUCGUCAAAUGAGAAAUCCGACGCUAUGACUCUCCACAAGUUUUUUCUCAGGUCGUUAUCUUUGUAAUGUUUGUGUCUUUUAUCAAAAAACACUCUGUUCUCCGACACGUGAACAAUCAGCCAGUCGGCCAUGUUGAUAUACCGGUGAAUCUGACGUCGCAACAACACGAAAUCUGAUUGGUCAGAAGUGGAGACACAGUAUGCGAAACUUUAGAAAAAUCUACUGUGAUCCGAAAAAAUAAAUGCCGCAAUAUUGUAGGACAGGAAAACGUUGCCGAUGUGAACGCUUGUAUUGACAGGAUACGGUUUCGAAAAAAAAAAAAAAGUGAAAUAAUUGCACGAAAAAAAUGCUCCUGGUGUGAAAGGACCUUAAGGGGGGCACUUUUCCAUCUUAAUUUAACCAGAGGGCAUGUAGGAGGCAUUUUUCACAUUAAACAAACUAGAGGGGUGUCCAGGGAGUAUUUUUUAUGUUAUAUAUUUCAAAAACGGACAAAAGGAUUCAAAAAGGCAAAUUUCUUUCUAUUAGGAGAUUUUUUUAACCUAAAAUCCAGAAGAAUAAAGGGGGCACUUUUUGAUGUUUUGCCUACUGCAGGGGAUCCAGAGGAGUGUUUGUGUUUUAUCUGCUGGAAGAUCAUCUAUAGGGCACUUAUAUUGUAGAAAAGCAGCUACCAAUGCAGAUAAUUGUGCAUUUUUAAUGAAAAGGGCAACAAUGAGGGCAUUUGAUAAUGUUUUAUGUAUGUUUGGAGCGUCCAGAAGGGCACUUGUGUUUUUACAGACAUGAGGUAACAGAGGAGGCAGGCUAAUGUUGAGGAUAGUGUACAGUUAACUACUGGUUAUGCAAAAUUACAUCCCGGCAGUGUGAGACAACGCUUUAAAUUUUCCACACCACAGAUUUCAGAUGUUUGUUUGCACAGCAGCAUGUUUGUUAAUUUUACUUCUUCUCUGGUUUGUUAGUCAAAAGAGAAGAGCCGAGUUCAGAGUGCUCAGCCGGCUCAUUCAAAUUCUGUGACCGUCCUGCGUGAGAAAAACACACAAACAGGACGGUCACGACUCCUGCAAACAGACUCACAACCAUCAGAGUGGGUGAUCCAUCGCCAGCAGCAGAGCUUCAAGUGAUUCCUGCAGAUGUUCAGGACGGCCUCCCUCCACAGAAUUAAUAAAAACACAAUUACAGUCUUUAGAAAACGUCACCUUUAUAUGAUGACAAAAGGAUGUGUGAGCAGAGGUUAGCUGCCAGCUUCUUAGUUUGGUCCAAUGUUUUAUUUGGCACAUUUAUCAGAGCAGGAUAUUCAUAAGGAGGUUUAAAUUUGUGUUUACCAACCUGGAUAGAAAUAAUAACCCGGGUCUGCUUUCAUUGAGGCUCCCAUCUUGUAUUGCCAUGUUUCUACGGUAACACAGAAUGGACAAACUAGUACUUUUUCAUAUUUACCGAGUAGCUAUUGUAAAUGCACUGUUUGGUAUUUAUAAGAAGUUUUUCAUGGUAAAAAGUGAAGAAGUGGAGGCUGAUACUUUUAUGCAUCACAGGAACUUUUUGUCCUCAGAGCUCUAAACUUGAAAGAAUAAAACUUUGUGGAUUAAUACAAGAUAAAAAAUUCAGGAAAGACACAUUUGUAUGAUAUAACAUACCUGCAGACCUUCUUGUGCAGGUACUUUUAAGGCAUAUCUCAUGACUUUUCCCAACCCUUUUUUUACAAACUUAUUCAGGCAUUUUAGGACUCUUUAGUUUGUGUUAUUGUGUUCGUAGAUUUGUCAUCCUCGGCUCUUUGUGCUGAAUUUAACUCCAGAAAACGAUGACAUUUACACUAAAACCUACAGAGUUAAUUUCAUGGAUUGAUUUAUUUUGAUGGAAGUGAAAUUCCUGCACGUCUGAGUCAAACUUCCUCGCAGCACGUCGAUCUCCAAACCAGCAGAGAGUUGAUUCUGGCUCAGAGCUGAAAAAAAGGCCAUCAAUCUGUUGGGCUGCACCACCAGCUUCCUGCAUCACAACAAAACCCACCAAUUGGGGCUCAGCCUCAUGCGUCACCAUGGUAACAGAGCUGCCUCAGUCUGCAGGAGGUGGGGACAGAAACGGGGGGAGUAAAGGGAGGAAAGCAGGAGAGAGGUGGAUGAAGGGAGGAAGAGGAGAAGGAUCCUCAGCUUCUCUGGUUUCACAGCGAGGAUUUUAAGACGGAGUUCCUUCCCCCGAUGAAGGGGGGAGGACUGGGCGAGGGGAGUCGGCACCGGGUGUAGGGAUGGGGAGGAAGGAUGGCUGGGCUGCUAGUCUCAGUGGGACAUGGAUCUGCGACAGCUCCCGUGUUUGCGCUCUGUCUCAGCAGAGGUGAGGUGUGUUUCCUUCAGUUUUCUUUUUAAAAUGCUGCAACACGUCUGAGCUGAUUCCUCCUAACAAACAUGGACGCCCGCCUCUGUGACUGAUGGAUGCACACACUCAUCAGGUUGGAGGAUCUGCAGGUGGCUCCUGUUUGAGGCACAGACUUUGGUCCUUUCCCCUGUAGAGAAAACCCACUUGAGAUGGAAAAUCUGUGGGAUUUUUGUGUAAGUUUACUGGUGAAUGAGGUGAAAUCCUGUCUGGUGUUUUGGAUGUGCAGCACGUUCAGGGAGUUUUUCAUGUCUGAGUGCUGCUGCUGCUGCUGCUGCUGCUGGGAGGAAAUUAAACCGAGUAAGAGGUGAUGCUUGUGCACAGAGAAGAGGUUAAAUAACACUUGAAUUAGUGCAGCUUUUCUGUUUGUUUCAUUGUUGAUAUUUACAGGCUGCAGAUCCAGAUUAGACUUCAGGGAGGUUCUGGCGCCGUUUUUACCUCCUGAUAUCGAUUCUGAAACCCUGAUGUCUUCACUGGCUGCUAAAAGGAAUCUGUAAAUACAAGUUUGAUGAGGAGUUUAGAUUUUAAUGUGAAUAAUCAGCUGUGUUUAACUGAACACCUCGGUUAGCCCCAUACUGUUUAUUUCUAUUCUAUUCUAUUCUUCUAUUUCAAUUAGUUUGACGUCUAGACUUGUAUAUUGGCAUGUUCCUGUUUUUUGUUGAUAUCUGAGGCCGAUACUGAUGCAAUAUUUGUAUCAGACUAAAUUUAAUCACCGUCUACAUGGAUGAUAUUCAAUCUGAAUUGCUCUUGUAUACUUGUUCGUUCAGUUUUACUGGCAGUAACGAGGUUUUUUUGUCCAUGCUUGUUCUUUUUGACUUGAGACAUGCACUGGAUCAUGUGACAUGGUUAUAUUCCCAUCUGUUUGCAUCAUUUUUGAGUCUACAUCUGCUGAACAUGCAUUGUGACGUUAAGAACUAUGUGAUAAUAUGUUGCCGUAUCAGUUUUUCAGCACAGCCCUAGUUUACAGUAGAGGGUGUGCAAAAUGCGGGUGUAGUCUCAGUCGUGUCACAAGUUGGUUUUUGAGGCGGGGCUUGGUUGACCUCGCAGAGGUUGAGAGUUGUGGUCUUUAGCCUUCUCAGUGUCAGCUUGAGUCAAGUCGGUUGUGCUCAUGAUUACGCAAAAUUCAUAAUUGUAUUAUCUUCAUAAUUAAUGACUCAUAAAAAAUCCUCCCCUGUACCGUUUGUUCAGAAAGAGAAAUGCACUAUUCAACCUCAAACUACUUUUUGAACCAGUCUGCAAACAUGUUUAUUUUUGCUGUAAAAUUUUUUUGAAUGGGUGUGUAUGUGGUCUGUGGUGCCUCUCGAGUCGGCCCCAAGUGGACACUUAAGGAACUGCAGUAUUUAAACAUGUGCAUUUGCUAUAUUUUUUAGACUCCUUGGUUUAUACCAUAGACUGUAUAUAGAAUGGACGCCGUCUGCCUCCUUGCUGGGUGAAGCCACCCCGAGAACAGCACCCUCUGGUGACGGGCUGCAGUAUAGGUCAUAAAUCCCGCCUUAAAGAGUUGUGAAUAAACUUUGGAAAUUAAUCACAUAGAAUGUACAUUUUCAUCCCCCCUGGUUGUGAUGUUGACAUGUAGUUACUGUAAGACUGGUUUGUGCUCAAGUCCUCUUUUUUCUGUGAAGCUCCGUUUUUCAAAAGUUGUUAAAGGGUUCAUGUUUUCUAUGAUUGACACAUGAUACAGCCUAUGGGUGGACAAAGAUUGUGUAGCUCACCUGGGGGAUACGCUGUUUAAGCCGAGCAUCAUCACAGCGACUCUUGGCGACUCUCCCACCAAAUACAAUGUUACUGCGCAAGUGGUGGUUUCAGGAGGUGGAGAAAAUCCCAGAAAUACUGAGAGCAAUUUGGCUCAAAAUUCGUAAUGACAGGAAGUGGAGCCAAGUUGUCCAUUGUAUAUACAGUCUAUAGUUUAUACCCAGAGUUAGCUUAGUUUUUGACUGGAUAUCAGCGCCUCAGGCUGUCUAGUUUGGAGAUGAGGUUCAUCUCCAUUUAGCUGUUUUAGCACGCUCUAAAACUGUGUUUAAAACUGAACCAAAUAAGGUCUUUUAAGCUACAGUUAUGACAUAACAAAGCAUUAUUUAACUGGUCAUUCAUUAAAGCUCCUUUGAGGAGAUUUUCAGAGGUUUAUGAAACAAACUGUUGACAUCUAAAAGCCAGUAGAUAAGACGAAUGAGUUAGUCUUUUUCAGUGUUUUGUCCUUUUUGUGGGACUCCUAAAGGAUUAUCUUAUCUUGUCCUAUUACUGGACCUAAAUAAAUAGACUUGAAGUUUAUUAGACUGGCUAAUGCACAUUUAUUUACAUUCACACUGACUGGUUUAAAAGCCAGCCUCCCUGAUAGUCUUGGGUAGUUUCCACGUCUGUGAAGGCUCCAUUAAUGCUGAAAGAUAGAUAUGAGUUUGGGCUCCUGUUGCUGGUGUGAGUUACAGAUUUGCUCUUUUUUUGCAGUUAUGCAGUUAUUCAGAAGAUAUAUAUCAUCAGCUCAAAUAUCUUGUGUAAAAAUAACAAUUUUUGUCUGUAUAUUAGACAUUUUCCCCCUCUGAAAGUAGGAAUCAUCUUGUAUUUGCAUCCACAUGUCCAAGUAUCAGAUUUUUUUACAUUUGGUUAUUCUCUCGCCUUUAAAAUAAUCUAUAUUUUGUCCGUUUUAUCCAAACCUUUAAAGGCCUUUAUGUCUGAUCAUGAAGAUUUUUCUUGCUCAGACGUCAUCUCGCUCUCCUGCAUGUUUCUUGAGUGGUGGAGUGUUUCAGUUUUAAUCCCCAUGUUUCUAUCAUUGUUAUUAAGAACAGAGUCAAAUCCCGCCAGGGGAUCUUGUCUUCGCAGCACGCCUCGUGUAGCUUGUCUCACCGCUGAAUCAGACGCAUCCUGCUGCAGCCCACCAUGACGGGAAACCGACACGCUGCUGUAUCUGCUUCUUUCUCGCUCUUUAAUUUGCUCCUGCAUGUCAGAGUGCAGUUUGAAGGACACAUAUAGAGCUCCUAGUUUAGGUUGUUUAUGCAUUCAGACGAUAUGUUCUUAAGAAUUUCAAGUAGCUCUACUUCUAAUGAAUAAAACAUGAGCGUCACACAUUAAAGAAAGACUAGGAAACCUAACAGAGAGGCUGUGAGGCUUCGGUGUGACAUCAUUAUGAAAUGCUCCUGCAUGCAGAUGUAAAAAAAACAAACAAGAAUCAACAGAGUGAGCUGGUUUGGUAAUAUUUGAGGGAAAACCUCAUUAAGGACGUUAAAGAGAAACAGUGAAGGGCGUGAACCUUCAGGUCUGAUUUUUAAGGGCGUAAAGGUCAUUUCUGCUGCACAUUAAAUUCUGUUUAAAAACACUCAUACAUUCUUUUAUUUUUGCCGUAGACUGAAAACAUUUGGGUUCAGACCAGAGAACAACAUCUAGGGCUGGGCGAUAAACGGCAAAUUGACCGUUAUCGAAAUUUACGUCAAUAACUGACGCCAUUUUGCCCAUGUCAGUAUAUUCGGUGUCAAAAAUAAAUAAAUAAAAGUUGGUUUUGGAUGUGUGUAGGUAGGCUAUGGCAGAGGUGAACAACCAUGUGCCAUGGAGAGCCGAGAGGCUGCAGGUUUUCUUUCCAACCCAAAACUCCACCAGGUGAUUUCACUGAUUACCUUACCUCCAAGCAGAGAGCAGAGACUAAUCAGUGAAAUCACCUGGUGGAGUUUUGGGUUGGAAAGAAAACCUGCAGCCUCUCGGCUUUCCAUAGCACAUGGUUGUUCACCCCUGGGCUAUGGUCUCAGGUCCCUUUAACCCAGGAUUUCCACCGCAUCAGGAACAACUCCAAUCUGGAACGGCAGUGAUUUUUGCCGUCCACCAAUUCCUACCUGAUCCGUUUGUGAGGCGAAUUUCGUGACAGAUUACGUGCAGCAGGAAUCGCGACAACUCACAAGAACCUGCGGAUUCACAUGCAAUCGCACAAUAAUGAGUUGUCUUUAGCCACAGAGGCUAACCAUAUAAGCAGUAGAUUGUGUCCUUCCAGAGGAGGAAAUCCACCUCUAGACUUCUAGAAUCAGCAUCUCCUCAUCCAUGGUGUCAUCGGGACAAAAUGCUGUCUAUAAACCUUUCACUUGUUCGUCCCCGCUCGUUUGUGAAAUAUCCGCCUGAAACACGGAGUGUUUUAUCUUGAAAAGAAGCCGGAUGUUUUUAUUUUGUGUCUGUGCCCGACUUCCUUUCCAGCACGGGUUAAUCAGUGCUGAAUUUAUCCAGCAUGCUCCAGCAUCCGGAAAAAUAGAACUCUACGAUCAGCUACGAUCGGCGGAUAUGGCCUUUUCGUAGCGGUGGAAAUUGGGGGUUGGACGCUGUCUUACGUCAGAGAUGUGACUCCAACCCAUCCAGUCCGUAACAAAGAGGAAAAGACAGAUGAGGAGAUGGAGGACGGUUCAAAAGUUGUAGCGGCUGGAGUGAUGGCAGAAGUAGACGUUAAUGAGGGAGGGGAUGAACAGUUUGUGGAGUAGUUAUCAUCCAUUUAUUGUUAUCGAGGUGAACUGAUCAAUAUAUCGUGAUAUUGAUUUCAGACCAUAUUUCCCAACCGUAACAACAUCUAUUUCAGUUUUUACCUAAAAGGGUUUUGCUCAGAAAAAUUUCAUGUUAUAUACUUUACUCUUUUCAUUUUUACAGACAUUGACGUGAUUUUGAGUCCAUGUGGUGACUUCCACUCCAGAGUCCUGACUGUUUUUAAUUCCUCAAGAUCGGGACCUUCCAGUCUUGGUUUUAGUACAGAGAUUUCUCCACAUCCUCUGAAUCUUUGAAUGAUAUUACAUACUGUAGAUGAUGAAAUCCACUCAGGAACAUGUUGAACUGUUGAGCUGUUAGCUCAUGCAGUUGUUUUACACCAGGUCAUGUGACAAACCUCAGAGUUACAUUGUCCACAUUUUUCUGACAGACGGUUGUUGCAGGAUUCAGUCUAAGUGUGUUGUGUUUAUUGCUGUACACCUGUCAGGCUUUAAUUUGAUAUAAAAUCAGGGUUGAAUCUCUGCAGCAGAAGCAGAAUCUAAAGCAGUGGUCGCUGAAGAAAAGCCUUCAAAGGGCAGAGAGGAGUGUGAAUAGCCGACUCCAGAGAUAAGUGCUCUCUGCUCUUGACAUUCAGGCUGAGACACUCACUGUCUGUCUCUUUGCUGCUCGCAGACUUUGACUUUAAUGUGAAUGGCUGGAUUGUGGGCCGGGGUUCGUUUUUCAGGGGGUCAGCUGAGCAGAAAGUUGGCCUCUGGGAACGAGCUGCUGUGUUUAAUGGAGCGGAGCUGUUUUUCUCCCAGUCGGUUGCCUUGGUGGCAAAUUUGGUGCGAUUAAGCCGCAGGCCUGUGCAGCACACAGGACUGUGAUGGAGGGCAGCUGGCAGCCGCUCGGACUCUUAAAACGAGCAGAUGUGACGUUUACUUCCUCUGUGGAGACCAAGCCAGCGCUGCUUUUCAGCUGCUUUUCAGCUGCUUUUCAGCUGCUUUUCAGCUGUGAGCUUGUGUCUUCAUAUCCCCAUCGGAGGCCAUUUCCUCCUGAUGUCAUGUUCAGGCUGUAAUGUGGUUUUGCUACACUUGAGCUGAUGGAUUUUGGAAACAUGUGAAAUGUGCAAAUUGAUAUUAAUCGAAGAUGUUAAAGACAAUAUAAAAGCCCUUGACCGCUCUUUAGCUAACAGCAAGUUAGUCAAAUUUGACAGAUUGAACUCAAACUUGAACUGUAUCUUUCUGGGUGUUAGGACCUGUGUCCCCUUACAGCAUUAUAAUGCCCAUUUUCUUUGUUAAAGUCCCCCUCUGACCUUUUUUAUUUUUUUAUUUUUUUUUAUUUUUUACUUUUUAAAGUGUUCUCUUUUUAAAGUUUUUAGCCAAAAUCACGUUACCUGUGUCAUUUCUAAGGGCUUUUCUCCCGCAGAGCUCCAGUAGCUCAUUAUCAAUUCGCCUCUGAGCUGUGGGCAGAGACAGUGCUGCUCUGCACAUUAUAAGGCUGCACGAUAUUGGAAAAAACUAACAUUGCUUUUUUUUUUAACCUUGCAAUAUAUAUAUAUAUAUAUAUAUAUAUAUAUAUAUAUAUAUAUAUAUAUAUAUAUAUAGCGAUAUUAAAAAAAUACAGGAAUUUUAACCAGAUGACCUGAAUAGCACUUAAUGUUAUGCUGCGCUGCUGAAAUCUUGAGGACAGUUAACCUGCACUGAUCUUACCUCUUUUUGUGAAUGUUAGUAGAAUGGCUUCUGUCUGUCUCAGAGAUAUUUUUAGCUUUUAUUGUUCUGGGGCGUUAUUGUGGCAACAGAUGAACACAGAACACGUGUUUUGGUCGACAUCAUCCUUCUUGUAACCAAAAUAAUUCCUAAUAACUGACGUUGCUUUUCUUUUUGGCAACAAGUCUUCAUCUUCGGUGGUUUUCUCUUGUUUGUUAUUUUGCAAUCGUUGUUGUUACCGGUGUUGUGCCGAGAAACGCAUGAUCUCCGAGAAUUGCAUGCACCUUGCAAAACGCGCACUGCUUAUAGUAGAGUGGUCCAUGGAAAUGUACAAUUUAAAACCCAUACAAUAAUUAUUUGUGGGGCUAAACAGUGAUGAGUAAUGUUCUGAAAGUAAUUCUCAGCGGACACACAUUUCUCGGCUUCUCGGCAGCGCCAGCGACUCACUCCAUGUACAGGGGCGUGGUUUCCUCCUCUCUGAUUUUGAUUGACGGCUGGUAGAGUAGUCUGAUUGGCAACUGAGUAAAGAAUGAAGGUGAUUGGUGGAUCGCUGAACAGCACAUGCAGAGUCACAUGCAGUGCAUCUCAGUCAGCUACCCUUGAAAUUAGAUCAGCUCAUUCACUUCCUCCAUCGCAGGCUUUGCAAUGUGACUAUCAUGCACACGUACAUCGCGAUAACGAUGCUCAAACGAUAUAUCGUGCAGCCCUAGCAAACUCCUCUUCACGCUAGCUUGUAGCCUAACAUUGCUGGUGUAAUCCAAGAAACAGGUAACAUAGGAACUAUUCAGCUCUAGGACACUAAUGUCUUUGGGGGCACGAUAAAAGUUAAUAUCAUAAUUAGCAUUUUUACGAGCACUGCUAACCUGCUAACGCACACGGUUGUUCCGCGAUCGUCCUCUGUAUUUCUCUGAGUCAGGCCUGCAAAGCGGGUCUGUGGGGGCGGAGCUUGGAUUUGUGUCGUAUGAAAUCUCACUGUAUCUGAACCUGCCGUUUGGGUCUGCCAGAGAUUUACAGAGAUUUGAAUGAAGAAGUCCUCGGAAAUGCAAUUUUCGCUUUUUUUUUCUCAUGAUAUGUCCUGUAGCAUAAGAAAAAUGUCAUAUAAACACGUAAAAAAAAAACAAAAAAAACAUGAUUUUUAUCAGAGUGGGUCUUUAAAGAUCCUGCACUUUGGCGUUUUUAGGACUUAGCAUGCUAAGUUUUAAAGCUAACAAGGUGAGGGUGCUCAAAAACUGGGGUUGUGGGUGCUACCAGUGUAAAAGAUGCGGUCAGUGGACACAGGUCGUUAAACAUUUAUAGAUCAGUUUCCCAUCGCGUAUUGAAAAGUUGUCUUCUUGAAUACAAAAGCAGAUUUAAUGGUCCAAAUGUGGACAUUACUUUGUUUUGGUUUGAGGUCAGCGCUCUCUCCAUGAUUUGUACUGUGUUUUAUCACUAACACUAUAAUACCAGGUGCAAACUUCAUCAUUUAAACGGAUUACACUGAAUGGAGGUGAGCGGAGGUAAGCAGGUGAAGCUAAUUUCCACUUUGCUUUUAUUUUGUAGCUCUGUGUCAAAUUGGCCGUCAGCCUGGGACAACUUUAUUCAGGAGGCGAGUAAUGAGAGGGAGAGAAAGAGACUCUGAAGGAUGCCGGCUGAAAUGAUGAAACACAUUACAUCACAUAUUGAUAAAGUACUUUGUGUUACUCUGAGAAGUGAAAUUGAAGUUUGUGGUGGCCUGCCAGCUCACAGUCCAGAAUUUUAAUGUCUCUCUCUCUCAGGGAUAAGUGCUCGGCUUAUUAGUAAGGACUGAAGUGAACUCGGCUUAUGUCACUACUUGGCCAUUCACACUGAAAUACACACUGGCUAAGGCAGAGGAGCGAUUGUAUAACAUUUAAAGCGUAAAUCCAAAGACUGAGAAAAGUUAGCGCCACAUAAACUUCACUACAUCCUUUUUAUAACAGGUUCAGUCAGAGUGUUAAUCCGUCUUUGUUUCAAACCCUCAUAAUUAGGGAUUUUCUCCUGUUUUCUUUCUUUUGUUUUCCUUUUCUUUUGAUUUGAAAACCGUCUAGACUUAGCUGUGGAAACCUGUGAUGGAGAUUUAUCUGUGUUUUGUAAUCAUAAAUAACUAAAACCUGCAUGUAAUGACUUUUCUACAAGUCUGUGUGCAGGAGAAACAAAGUGCAGAACAAUAUCGGCAUGUUUGUUUUGUGACAUUUGUCAUCAAACUGCUGCUUUGUUACUUAUUUAGCAAAUAUUGAGCAUCAACAUUGAUGAGUUGGAGUCGUUUUUGUUUCUAACUGACUGAUGAAAGUCCAAUAUUUACUCCCUUGGAGCUCCUUUUUGCCUCCACUGCUCCUAAAGCUGCAGAAAUGUGAGAGCAGAGCUUUUUUCACACUCUAUCCACAAAUAUAAGUGUUAAUCCAAGACUCUUUCCAAAAAACUGCUCCAGAUCGUAGGGCCGGGCGAUAAACCUAUCGUAUCGUAUUUACCAAUACCCAAAUUUACGACGAUAACUGAGUCAUUUGCCCAUGUUGGUAUAUUUGGUGUCAAUAAAUAGAUAAAAGUUGGUUUUGGAUGUGUGUAGGUAGGCUAUGGUCUCAUGUCCCUUUAAGACGCUGUCCUACAUCGGAGACAUGACUCCACCCCAUCCAGUCUGUAACAAAGAGGGAAAGACAGGUGAGGAGAUGGAGGACGGUUUAAAACUUGUAGCAGCUGAAGUAGACGAAGUUAACGUGGGAGGGGGUGAGCAGCUUGUGGUGUAGUUAUCAUCCAUUUAUGGUAAUUGAGGUGAACUGAUCAAUAUAUCAUGAUAUUGAUUUGAGGCCAUAUUGCCCAGCUCUACUAGAAUGUCUUCUGUUUGCAAAAAGAAAAGACUAAGUCCCAUACUGUAAGAUCAGACUCACUGCCAUGCAUUUAGAGAGUUAGAGUGGAGAGGAAGAACUUCCUUUAACAGGCAGAAACUGGGAGCAGAACCAGACUGAUGAUAGACAGUCAUCUGCUGAAAGGGGGAAAAGGGAGAUGGAGAGAGGAGAGACUGAUGCUGGAGAGCAGACAGAGCCUCAGCAGCUGAAAGUCUGCAGCAGUGAUCCAGAUUAAACCUACAUCAUGAUGGAGCUCAGAGACUCCCAUAAAGACUGUAUCAGUGACUCUAACGGGACAUGAUGGUUCAGGGUUAAAGACGCAGACAGAUGGAGGAUGGAGGGAAAGGAGAUCAGUGUGCCGGUAACCUUAGUAGUCUAAAUGUAUAGCAGUAUAACUAAGAGCUGGUCCAGAACUGAACCAGGUCUAACUAUGAGAUCUAUCAAAAAUUAAAGUUAAAGGUAGAGAGGGAGUCCGCCCCCUGGACCUUGAGAGAAACCUGAUAACUGAGACUUCAAGUAUGAUGAGCAGGCCUGCAUUAAAACACUAAAUAAUAAUAAUUCAUAAAAUAUGAAAAUAAUAAAACAGACUUCCAUAUUUGACUCUAAUACUAAAACAUGUCUGUUUAUUUCGGAUUAAUAUUUAAGAUUCAGGAUUAUACGUAACUUACCUCCAUGUAGGAUAAUCGGUGUGAAGUUGUGUUAUGUAAAGAUCGACAGAAAACCCUCUGAGACCCAAAACAGGAAGUCAAGCUUUUUAAAAUGUUUUUCUAGUAAAAAAUUGUAGGGAAGUCCUCUCUGAGAGUCUGAGUCAUCUUUUGUAGUUCACUCAGUUUAUUUUUGAUGUGUCUCACUGACUGCAGGCUGCAGCUGAUGUGCUGACUCAUUCAGCUGACAGAGGAAAAAAAAAAAAAAGAAAACACUGAACUUGUUUUUCAUGCGCGGCGCUGGCUGUCCAUCUAUCUAUCUGCCUAUCUGUCAGUCCGUCUCUGUCCCACUCUGGGCUGUUUGAGGAUUUCUCUGCCUCUAUAUUUAGCCGUUUUUUUGUCAGUGGAGGAGUUUCUUCUUCUUCUGUGGAUUUAACAGAAACUCUGUCUUUCUUCUGAAACUGUGUCAGACCUCAAAUCACCUCAGAACAGUGAAUAAGGUCGAGCGUUGGCACCUCCGGAGAGCAGCGUGGAUUUGACUGUUGUGGUGUUUAUCACCUGUAGCUGUUUGUAAAGUGCAUCAUAGGAACCAGAAGAGAGUGUUUUCAUGAAGGAAGGAAAAUAAAUCCUAACAAAAACAUGCAAAGAAAGGCGCUGUCUUUAUCACAGCAUCGGGUCCAACACUGUCUUCCUCACAGCGGUCUCUGGUUUUAAAAAUGAAAAAAUGGAAAUAAUCAGUCUUGUCACUGAUGGCCUGGUUUAAAUAUCCACUUUAAAUCAUUUUAAAACCAGUUGAAACUUAUUCUGAAUAUGACUUUUAACUGAGUUUUCAACUUUUAACUUUUUCUCGUUGACAGUAGUAUUAAUAUUUUACUGCUGUUAAUUAUGUUUAGCUGUGUUAUUGUAUUUUUCUGUCUUCUAUCUCCUUUAUUAAAUUUUCUGUUAUUUCACUAAAAAACAGGUUUUCUUUCUGGGGUCAUAAAGAGACAAAAGUUUUUAUUUCCGUCUGUUAUAAAAUCAGUUGAAACUUCUCAGUAGAGCUUUAAAUUCUUACCUGGGUAUGAUCUUUAAUUAAGUUUGUACAUUUUUUAUUGAGGUACAGCUAACUUUAUUAACUUUAAACUGGUUUGAGUUUCAUCUCCAAUAUAGUUUUAACUGGUUCCUAUUGACUGGUUGUUUUGGCUGUCUUACUGCUGUUUAUUUUGUCAGCUGUUUUAUUUUAUUCUUGUAUUUGAUCUCUAAUCGACGAUCACUAAUUGACUGGUUUUAUUUACUGGAGGUCAUUAAGAGGCAAAAAUAUAAAAUUCAGUUGGUUAAAAACCAGUUUCAACUCCAUAUUAAAGCUUUUAUUUAACUUUUAACUUAAUUUUUUAACUUUAAACUGAGGCUCAACUAACUUUAUUAUCUUUAAACUUGUUUGAGUUUCAUCAUAAAUAUAAUUUUAACUGGUUCCUGUUAACUGGCUGUUUCUGCCGUCUUACUGCCAUUUAUUUUGUCAGCUGUUUUAAUAUAUUCUCCCUGUAUUCCAUUUCUGAAUCUGUUCCUCUUAAUGAACUGGUUUUAUUUUCUAGAGGUCAUUAAAAGGCAAAAACAUUCACUUCAGUCUGUUUUUAACUUUUAAUUUAGUUUUUUAAUUUUAAACUGAGGGUCAAUUAACUUUAUUAACUUUAAGAUGGUUUGAGUUUCAUCUUUCAAAGACUUUAAAGUUAUUCCUGUCGACCGAUUGUUUUGUUGUCAGUCUGUAUUCUUUCUCUAUUUCUGUUUUUGUGUUAUGCAGCACUUUCUAACUAAAACAGUUAGUUAUAAUUAUUGAUAUUGUUCAUAAUUAAAAAUCGUGCACAUUUCUUAUGAUUGCAGAUGCAGAUAAGUGGAUUAUUAUUCAAUUUUUUAAACAAGUUUCAUGUGAGUGAGCCGUUCGUUCAGUUUGGACUCUGAGGAUAGAUUUUACCAGAAACAGUCUGUUUAACCCGGGUUAAAGAUAUGAAAUGUGGUCAUAGUGUCUUAAUCUGAAUACCUGACCCACCUGAUCCUUUGAGCUCUGUGUGGAUAAAGAAAAAACAGAAUUAAAGGAAACAAAUUAACCGCUCCUUAAAAAACAAACCGCCCCCCCCCCCCCCCCCCCUUUAAAUCAACGUUUUAAGAGACAGCAGAGAUGAGGAGGAGGAGGAGGUCACGUGACAAAGACGAUUUAAUCCCACACAGAUUAAGACGGCUGUAAAUCUGACUCUACGAUCACAUGAACCAGGACGGAGGAGGAGGAGCUGGAGGUGUGUGUGUGUGUGUGUGUGUGUGUAGGUGUGUGUGUGCAGCUUGGGUCACUCUGUCGGUCCAUCUGUGUGUGAUUAGACUGUGCAUGUUAGCUUCAACACAUGAAGAGUAGAGGUCUGGAGACACUAAACCUCAUCAUCAUCAUUUCAUAUCUGAGCGCCUUAAAGCUGCACUCAGGAGUUUUUACCAGGUUAUAAAUACAUUAUAUCAACAGCAGCCCCUUUUAGGAGCUAGAAAAGAUUAAAGAUUAUUACUUUAUAGUUUUUAAAUGCCUGAAAACUACGAUAAGACUGCAGAAUAAUUUUAUUAUACUACAAUCAAAAACAUUUAAAAAGGAGGAGUAAGACGCUAUAACUUUUUUUCCUUUUUAAAGCUCCUCUGAGGACUUUUUUUUACGUUUAUGAAACAGACUUAAAUUCACUCUGAAGUCUUUUUUGAUCCAAAACAAACAAACAUACAAACAAAGAAACAAAAACCCCAUCAGGAACAUGAUUGAUGAUUUUUACAGGAACAUUUUUAAUUCUUCUAGCUGGUGGUAGGGGGUAGGUGUCAACCGAACAGCUGAGCUAGCUUUUAAUUAUUCGUUUUUUUUUAAAUAAAAUAUAUAGAAAUACAUAGAAUAUAUAGAAGAAAGAAAAAAUAUCCAGAAAAAAGUAUAAAUUUGACUGUCAAAGUUAGCAUAAAGAGAUUUUUUUUAAACAUAUCUUUGAUGUCUGUGUUCAUACAACAACAUCCAACAAUUCAAACAUACCGCAGUAAUGAAAAUAAUAAUAAUAUAGAAAAGGUAAAUAAAUAGAAUGAGCAAAAAGAGAUUUUUGUUGUCAGGGAAUGCUGACAAGAUGAGCAAAGACUGCGCUGUCCACAGGGGGCACCAAAGUCGACCUGGUGCUAUACCGAAGACACAUAAUCCAAUGACAUUUCAGCCUAUAAUGAUAAAAAUACUGUUAAUUUGUUUAGAAUGAAUUGAAGAAAUAAUGUGUGGGAUUCAGAUGUCAAAGCUUUAAUCAUCGAAAUAUUAUUAUUAAUCAAAAUAAUGAUGAUGGUGAAUUUUGCCACUAUCGAGCAGACCUAGAACAGAGCAGGUGAAGGAUGUGGAGGGUUCAGGAGUUAAUGACAGUCAGAUUAUUAGACUAAACUUCAUCAGGCAGAUGCUAACAGCUCUCCAGAGAAAUAAUCAUUAAUAUAGUGACUGGUUUGACACUGUAUUCAUGCAAAUACAGAGCCUCAUCGAUCAGCUGUGUGUGAUCUACUGACAGGAAAGAGUAAAGCAGAUUCAAUUUUCUUCAAGUCAAAAGUCAAACUGACCACCAGAGAGUAAAGGGUUUCAUUCUUCCAUCACGUGCUGCUGAAGUAUCAGGAAAGCUAAAUGCUCUUGUAAACUACAAACAGUUGGAUUUAAGGACUACAUGGACCACAACAACUUGGCUGAAUCUUGGGCGCGUGGCACAGUCUGGAUUGAGGUUGCUGGGGGAUUUGAGGGAGGCUGCUGGGUCAGUGGAUUACCUUGUAACAGAUCUGUGGGCGGGCUUUGUGACACACACACCGGAUGUGUUGGCUUGUGUACGGGGCUUUAAUCCUUCAGACAAACAUGCUAACUCCUCUGCUGGGUUUGUAAGUCAUGCUGGAAGCUAACAUCUCCAUUUUCCGCUCGGUGUUUUUGCCGCCUCUGUCUCACUUUAAGCCUGUUUGUCUUUUUUUUAUCUCCUCCUUCUCUCAGGUGUGACUAACGAUGCCUCCUGUCAUCGCUGUCUGAACAUGCUGCUCGGGUAGCAAAGCCGACCGAGAGAGAGAGGAGCAUCUACCCUCUUACACUCCUUCCCCUCUGGAUACAAACACACACACACACACACAUACACACACCGGACUCAAUUCAAGCACAACCAUGCUGAUCAAGGAGUAUCGUAUCCCCAUGCCGAUGAGCGUGGAGGAGUACCGCAUCGCUCAGCUCUACAUGAUCCAGGUGAGUGCUUCUCCUGAUUCACAGAUUCACUGCUCCUGUUGUUUUUGUCUUUGGGAAAGUCUGUGGUAUUAUGGGGCGAGCAGGAGAGUUUUCAGGUGAUGAGGCUGCAGCUCAGGUUCAGGUUCCAGUGUAGAGGUGGAGGUCAGGAGUUCAGGGUGUCAUUGUGUCGAGCUGCACCAGAACCAGAGCGCUGCUUUAAGGGCUGCAGAGGCCAUGUUUUCCUGCUGACCAGAUGGCGCUCCAUAUGCCCGAGGAUUAUCUGUCAUUUCAUAACUUUUAGCAAAAACGCAAACAGGAAAAUGAUCCACGCAGGGAAGAAGAUUCACCGGAGGAGGAGGAGAAAGAGGAGGAGGUGGUGUGCUUUUGAGGAAACAUGCAGAAAAAUAGACGUUUAUAAUGGAAGUCUAUCAUGUCCAUGUCCUAAUUGUAGCUAUUUACCUCUCUAUAACAGCUGUAUCAAACCUCUUAUUAGAGACAGUCCAACAAAUCGACGGUCGAUAAUUUAUGUUUAAGAAUAAUAAGUGUAAUAUCAGCAUUAGCGUUGAAAAGGUUGAUUUCACCGUCAUCUUUUCAAUUCAAAUUUCAAAUUUCAUUUAUAAAGUGCCAAAUCACAACAGUCGUUAUCCCAAAAUGCUUUCUAAAAGAAGAGCAGGUCUAGACCACACUCAUCUUUUCGCUAUUUUAACACUUUUUUUAAUCCUUUAGGACAGCACCUUAAAUCUAAACCUGUAGCGUCACCCAACUGAUGCAAAAUACAACAUAAACAUGUGACAGGACAACAAAACCGUCUUUAUCAGAACAUGAUGUGCAACACAGAUAUUUACCUCAUAAGAUGGUUGGACACACAUCUGAUAAUAUUUAUCUGAGAAAACGUUCCUUUGAGUUCAACAGUUUUAUUCAAUUAUUUAUUUAUUUAUUUAUUUUUUAUCAAAUGCAAAAAUCAUCAGUGUGAUAUGAGUAUCACAUAUCGGUCUAUAGUAGGGUGACCAUAUCCUGAAUCCCCAAAAAGAGGACACUACUACACCAGGUGGAGUUGUGAACGCGCAAAAUUUUUAGGGUUUUUCGGGUCAGGUCAAGUGUUUUUAAAGGCACUUUUAAAUCAGUUAAAUGCAUAAGUAUCGCCUUUUUUCAUCUUAAAAAAAAGACAUUUUAUCUCAUCUUUUUUUUUCACUGGCUGAAACGGGCUUCUAUACAAAACCCUGGACACUUGAAGGAUUUUAUAAACUCCCCCCUGGACUGGCCGGGCAGCCACCCCAACUGAGGACAUGUCUGGGUAAAAGAGGACUUAUGAUCACCCUAGUCUAUAGGGGCUAAAGUCUUCGUCAUAGCGGUCGCUGGUUCAACUCUUGUAGUCGCCAAAGCUUUUUUUUUUUCGAAUUGCAAUUAAUCAUCCAGUUUCAGUAAUAAUUAUAUUUGAAUUGCAUGUUCAAAAUUAAUCAUUUUGCAUUUUAAAAACAGUUCUUAAGACCUUACUAAUGAUGUAAGACAAUAUUUACUUGUGUCUCGAUCUAUUGUCUUUUAAAUCAAAUGAGUGUAAUUAAAUGAAUGAAAUGUCUAGUGUGGUCUGGAACCAGGACUUAACUUCAGAGAGCCAACUCUGAAAAACAAAGGGUUCAUUAUGAUCGCUUUUAAAGAUCAGACUGUCACACAUUAAGAAAUAUGUGGGAGGUGCUUACAAAACAUCGAGUCGUUGUGAGUUUGUCAGUUAUUAUAAGAUAACUGAGUUUAAUCACUGACAUCUAUUUAUCCCUUUUAAUAUAACAGAAUUUUAAAAUUUCAGGAGCUCCAGUUUGGUCACUUUCUCACCUGCACCUGUAUGCUUAGUUUGGAGGAGUAACCUCAAACUCAUUUUAAGUCCAUUUUUAGUCAUCAACUGAGCUUUGGUAGAGUUUUUCAUAGUUAAAAGUGUGGAGGUGGUGUUUUCAGUUGCUCCACUAUGUUAGUGCCACUGUGUAAAUAUCACACACUUACAAAGAGUGCAGCAUGAUUAUUGUAGUAACAGGGACAGUCUUAGAUGCUGCUUGAGGUUUUCCCUGCUGAGUUGAGUUUGAGUUAUUUUAUUUACAAAAACCAUCACAACUCUCUGCACUUCUUUACAAGUGACUCUAGUUUUGAUCAGGCCUGGGGUCUGACUGAGGGGGCGUGUCCCGUUCUGGUUUCACGCUGUUCUGUACAUCCGUGUAAGCUGAACAGCUGUUACUCAACACGUGCAGGUAGAGAGAUCAGCAGCAGGUAUUAAAAGCACGCCAGCAUGAAAACACACAAGUUUUGACAGGUCGUGUGGCUGACAGGCUGUCUGCAGGAAUCCUUCUCAGCUGUUGCAUGUAGAUCUUUUCUUCUGGUGCAAUUAAAAAAAUUAACAGAUGAAGUAUUUUUAGUCAUUUUACUGCUUAUCUGCAGAGUUUAUUCAGAAAAAUAUCUCAGUAGGUGCACACACUUAAUCCAGUGAACCUUUUAGGUGGAUGUUUUAGAGCAAGCCAUGAACCAUGGCCAGAAACCAUGAACAGAAAAAUGUGAAGUUACAAACACAAACAGAGCUGAAACAGAAAACUAAUCAAAGCAGAGGAAGGGAAAAUCACCAUCAGAUCUCCUGAAUAUGCCAGCCUCUAUUUCAAACAUCAUUACAAACACAUCCACCGCUGGACCCCACCUCCCGUUUCAGCGUCACAAUCUUACACCAGGUUACCACGGUAACCUGUGACAUCAGCUGCAGCAUGGCAGCGUCUGCCAUCAUUUGUUUGUGAAAUGAACGAAAGAGAGAGAGAGAGAGAGUGAUGGUGCAGUCAGUGUUGCUAUGACAACAUAAUGUCUGAGUCUAAAUACAGAGAGCGGUUUGAGUUUUUUUUAUGCAGCUCGAUGAACACGGAGCGGAGCGAGGUUCGGUUAUGAUAGAUGAUGUCAAUGCUCCCAUGUUCUUAUUAUUAAAACACACACACACACACGCACAUUUAUACAGAGUCCUGCUUCUAAAAAUACACACCAGAGCUCUAAAUGUGGAUCCAUCCGCUGCUGAAAAUAGUCCCUGUAGAUAAAUGAUAUCCUUCUGUCGACGGAGGUUUAUAACAGUGACGUUGUGUUAGCAGCUGGUUUAAGACGUCCUACAGAGAGACUGUGAAAAGAAAAGAGCCGCACACGUCGACUGUCUGAAUUUGUCAUUGAAGUAAUUUAAAAAUUAUAAUCAAACAAAAACUUAAAUCCCACUCAGCAUUUUGUGAUUUUUUUUUUCCGGAGGCUGGUUAGACAUCGAUGUUUCAGCAGGAAUCUGCUCCUGUCUCAACAAUUAUCACAUUUUUACACACAUAUAAGCCACAAUUUUAAAAUCUUUUCUCACAAAUAUCUACUACAGUGAUUGUAGUGCCCUGAAGUGAAUCCUAGUCACCAACUAAAAACUUUCAGAGCGACCCCCAUCAGUGUCCUGGUUCAGGUCCUGCACAGAUGUAGGUUUGUUUUUUCACAGUACAGUCUUAGUGCAGUUUUCCUCCUCUCUCAUUUACCACCUGAUUCCUGAAUGCUCACAGUUUACACGCAGCACAGCAUGAAGCUUCUGGACUUGACUUCUUUUGUAAUCACUGAUGCUUUUAACUCGUAUUUAUCAAUUUUUUUUUACCUUCUUAAAACACCUCUAUUUUAACGCACUAUUUUCUCUGCAGUCCAGUUAAAGGUGCAUAUCCCCUUUUCAUGCAUUUCUUUGUGUUGGUUUUAUUCUUGUUCAAACCAGAAAACUCUCGCCUCAGCAGCAGAUGCAGCAUCCUCAGGUUUAAAAACGCACCAGCUCGUCACAUUUUUAAGGGGAUCUGAAGGUUAAAUUCACAUGAGGUAGAUUUUUUUUUUAGUCUUCUGACCAGCUUUGCAUUUUCAGUCUUUUUCUUUCUGUGCAGAAAAAGAUCUAUAAAGACCUUCAGAGGGGAUAACUAAUGAAAUCACCUCCAGUAUUUUCACAAAGAUGCAUACGUCCCUGAGGAGAAGCUGUAUAUACGUUCAAACACUUUGCUCUUUUAGACGUGUGUCAUUAAUACAGAUCCUCACAGCAGCAGAGGGUAAUUUAAGGCCCUCAACUCCUCUCCUAAAUUACAUUACCUGCUAGAUUACAGCAAUUUUCCAGCUGUUUGCCUCCUCUGACCUUCAUUACUGAUAGCACCUCCCUGAAGUCUUCACCAGAGAGCCGCAUGUUCAAUCUGAGCUCUCACUCUUGACCCCGAGCCCCCCACUCCGCCUGUUAAUAAUGAUCCUCGUGAUUUGUAUUCACACACCGCCGCUGUUCCUCGACCCGCAGCCCAUUACAAUGGAGGGAAUAAAACCGCUUUUCAAUCACUCUUUGCAGACAGUGACUGUGGUGUUCUGACAGUUAUCACACCGGAGAUUAAAAUGCAAUAAAGAUUUAUAAUUCAAUUAAAACUGCAGAGCAAAUACAGAGAGUCAUAUAUAUUCUCUGCUCCACUUUACAUGGAGGUAAUGACCUGUGGGGUCAUCUGGGGACUGAAACAGACAUGAAAAGCUUAUUUCUGGUACCUGGAAACACUUGAUCCAUCUUCAGGGUGUGUUUCUAGAAAGAUCUCUGCUUCAUCUGAGCUCCUGGUGUUUAUUUUUGAAUUUGAUCUUUUUCUCAAAAUUGUUAACUUUUUUCUGGGAAUUCUCAUUUUUCAUACAAACUAGGAUGAUAUCUUAAAAACUUUUUUUUUUUUUUUUUUUUUAGAAUUUAAACUUUUUCCUCAGAAUUUUAACUUUUUCCAGAAUUUUGACUUUAGUCACAAAUUCUGCCUUUAACUUGGAAUUUUGUCAUUUCCUAUUAAAUUUUAAUUAUUCUAUUAUUUAUUAUUUUAAUUUUCAGAUUGUUUUUUAUUUUUAUUUUUUUUUUAAACUUUUUUCAUAAUUCCACCUUUUUCAUUACUCUGUUCUUUUUUCUCAUAAUUUUGCAGAUUAAGUUUAUGGAUAACACUUUACAUUAAAGCCCUUGAAAUAAGUAGUAAUUAAUAGUUUUUAAGCCAAUUAUUAAAACACAUAAGAUGCUCAAAACAUUUUAAUGCUUUGCAUUUUUUUCUAAUUUUUUCACAUCACAGUAAAAUUUGACCAAAUUUCUCAGAAAUUUUGCUUUUCUUGCAUGUUUUGGGUCUGGCUUGUUUUUAGAAAUCAUUUUUAUUUUCAAUUUUUUAUCGUAUUUUUUUCAGAUUAAUGACUUUUUUUUAGAUGUUUGACUUUUUCUAAAUUUUGAUGUUUUUUUAGACUUUUGACUUUUUUACAUUUUUUCUCUUAAAUCUACUUUUUUUUCCUCAGAAUGCCGACUUUCUUCUAGUGUUGUGACUUUUUCUCAAACACUUGAGAUUACAGUAAGAUUAAGUUUGCAGAUUAAGUUUAUGGAUAACACUUUACAUUAAAGGUGUUUCACUCUGCGAAAAAAAAGGAAAUCAUUCAUCUGUUCGCUUUAAAAUCUGCCUCCCUGAACUCAUCAGGAAAAUGAAACACUUCACAGAGUUGGGAUCAGUCGGUGCUGAGGAAACAGGUGAUCUCUGAGGAGGCGGAGAAGGAGGAGAAGAGCAGAUGGAGCUCAUUCUGUCAGAGCGACAGUCCAAAUGUCAAACGAAGAUUUGACAAUCACUCAAACACGUGUUUCAUAGCAGGUUCUGCACAAAUUUAAAAUCUUUAGAGUGUACAGCUGUGCUCUUUUUGUAAAUCCUCAUAUAUCUUAGCGAUAAUUCAGUUGAAGUCACUGGAAAUAGUCUCCACAGAAGCUGAGGUGCCGCUUUAGUUCAGGUUUCCCUCUGUGAGGAAACAAGAUUAAAACACGUCUUCCAGGAUCUGAGGGUCCGACCAUCUGUUGUGAUUUUAAUAAAGGUGUUUCACUCUGCGAAAAAAAAAAGGAAAUCAUCCAUCUGUUCGCUUUAAAAUCUGCCUCCCUGAACUCAUCAGGAAAAUGAAACACUUCACAGAGUUGGGAUCAGUCGGUGCUGAGGAAACAGGUGAUCUCUGAGGAGGCGGAGAAGGAGGAGAAGAGCAGAUGGAGUGUUUCAUUAAGAUGUGACCAAAAGAGUUUAAGGACGUGCCGUUCGUUGUUUUUCUCUCCAGCUCAUCACUUUGUUUCUGCUGCAUCAUCCUUUAGAUCUGAGAGGAGAUAGACAGACCUGAAAGAGGGACAGGAGCACUGUGUCAGGCUCUCAGGGUUUAAUGUGACAUUAGAGGAGAGGAAGGAGGGACAAACCUGGAGCAGGCAGGACUCUGAUGGGGUCUUUAUUUUCCCUCAUAGCUGAAGAUCAAAUAUUUGUCUUAUUUUAUGAUUCUGAGUUAUUUAUCACUGGAGGAUUCCUUCUGGAAAACAUGUUAGAGAUAGUUUCCACUGCAAGGACCAGGAUCUAAACGAAGAUCCUUGGACAGAAUUUCAGUGACCGAAAAGUUCCUGCUUGGUGAAAAGAACAAGAAUGAUGGGUGUGAGGCUUUCAGAGCUGCUCUUUUUAAAAAGAGAGUUUGUCUUGGUUAUCAACUAAAAAUCAAAGUUAUGAGAAACUGGAAUAAAGUUGUGGUAUAAUAGUUAAAGUUAAGAAAUUGACUUUUAUUAGACAGUUAAAAUUAUGCAAUAAAUAUAAAAGGUAUGAGAUUUAGAUAGUCAAAAUAUUGAGAGAAAAAAAGGCAAAUUUUGAGACUUAAAUUAAUUAUUUAUGAAAUUUAAAGUAGAAAUUAUAAGAUUUAAAGUAUUUUUGUUAAAAUAAAAAGUUACAAUUUGAUGAUAAUAAAAAGUUUUGAGAUAAAGAAUUUUGAUUGAAGACAAAAUCAUAAAGCCCAAAUUUAAAUUAUGAAAUAGGAGUCAAAUUUUUACGAUCAAAAGACAAAAUAAUGGAAAAAAACUUUAAAAUAAAAAGUUUAAAUUUGAAGACUUUAGCUGAAAUCAUGAGAUAAGAUUUAUAUACUGUGAUUUUUUAUGUCUAAAAUUAUUAAUUAAAAGCUGCAGCUUUUUUCACAUUUCAUAUCUUAAAUAGUUUUUUUGUAAUUUUUAAAAAUUGUUUAUUGGUUUUGAAUUUACCUGCUAGAGGAGGUUUAUAUUUAUUUUAAAAAUUAACGACAAAUACCUGUCUAUUGUUGUUUGAACCUGAAUUUCUCCCUUUAAACCGCUGUCUUUAUCGGUGUCUAAAAGAUAGUUUUGACCUAAGUGUCACUUUUUGGUCAUGGCUGCAAACUGCGACCUAAAUGGAGACACACCGUGAUGACGGAUGAUCGAUCAGUUCAAAGAGGACGGAAAAUGUUUACAGGAUGUUUUUCAGUCAAACAUUAAACUGGCUUCACUCAUGUCUCACCCUCUUCUCUCUCCUCUCUCUCUCUCUCUUUCCCAUCUUUCUGACGACUCGGCAGAAAAAGAGUCGAGAGGAGAGCUGCGGCGAGGGCAGCGGGGUCGAGAUCCUGGAGAACAAGCCUUACGAAGACGGACCCGGAGGCUCGGGUCAGUACACACACAAAGUCUACCACAUCGGCAAACACAUCCCGUCCUGGUUCUGUGCCAUCCUGCCUCAAGCUGCCCUACGAGUGGAGGAGGAGUCCUGGAACGCCUACCCCUACACCCGCACCAGGUGAGACCGCCACACCUGCAGAGACCAGAAAUCCUCUUCUAAGACCAGAAUCCUCCUACAGCGUUAGAAAAAAAGUUAUUUCUAAAAGUCUCAGACAUUAAAACCCUCCUGAGAUAAAACACCUCCUCUCUCAGGCAGCUGGCAUCAUCUAAAGAGGAGGGACUGACCUUCAGUCAUAAAAAGCUCUUAAUGGUUUUUACUGAACGGCUUUUACUUCCAUAAAUUUAAUAAAUGAAACAACUUUGUCUGUGUUUUUGCUGAGGCGGCUGUUUCCUUUUGAUUUGGAGCGAUUUCAGCUGAAUAAUCACGUUUUCAUUAACCACACAUUCUGCUGCCAACUUUUUAUGUCCUCCUGCUUCUUCUUCAAACCACCCGGCCAGGUCUGCUCCUCCUGCACGGCAUGAUGGGAAGUUCUUGGCUCGGGUUGAGGGUUCUCAUCGAUUAGAUAUGAAGGAUCCCAUUAAAGAUUCUUGGUCUAUCCAUUAGGUCUGAGCGUGCUCAGAGGGGCUCUGAAUAUUUGGUUUGUCUGAAAGGAGAUUUUUACACAGAUACAAUAUUUACUCUGAAACAUUUUGAAAAUUUUUGAUGUUUGAUUCUUCAUGAAGGCUCUUUGAACUUCUUUAAAGCAGGCAGGAUCAGGUGUAAAGUAAAAAUGUGAUAUUUGGAGUAGCUUUGCAGGAUUUUGCAGGUUUUCCUUCUGUCGUUUGCUCAUCAUUGUCGCCGUCAUCAUCAUCGUCGUCAGGGGCAAUCAGUCUAUUUGUUGCACCACUUUUAAUCACACCUAUGAGCACAAACCUGCCAGUGGCACUAGACCCUAGAGAACAGAAAGGGUGAUGUCUGAGGGGUUCAUCCUCUGGGGAUCAUGUUGUGUUACCUUCUGGCCAUUUUAUUCCACAGAACAUGUUUCAAGAUACAGACCCAGGUAUGCUUCAAUACCGUCUGCAUAAACACACAAAUUUUUGUCAGAUUUUGGUACAUACUCAACCCUAUGUCCACAGUCACCCAGAGUAGUCAUCUGAUACUAAGCCAAAUGUGUUGUAUAAAUUGUAGUUGUUGUCAGUGACAUGCAUGAAAGGUAGAAAUGGUGGUAAAAUUUGAUUUUCAAGCCCCUUAAUUGCACAGAGCAUUCGUUGACACUCAAGAAAAUGGUCAAUAUAUCAUAUUUUGUAGUUAUGAUCAGUUUUGACUUUUUUCUUUUUAGCUGAAACUGUCCUACAAUGAACCAUAACCACCAUAUAAUUUCAACCAACCAACCAACCAACCAACGGUUUAAUGUGUUUGUGAUCUUUUGAUUUAAACUUUUGGCUUUGGAAUUUCACUGAACCUCUCGUCGCUUCAUCCAAGUCCGGGUCGCGGGGGCAGCAGCUUCAGAAGGGAUGCCCAGACGGCCCUCACCCCAGCCACUUCCACCAGCUCCUCCGGGGGGAUUCCCAGGCACUCCCAGGCCAGGUGAGAGAUAUAAUCCCUCCACCUGGUCCUGGGUCAGCCACGAGGUCUCCUCCUGGUGGGACAUGUCUGGAACACCUCUAACGGGAGGCGUACAGAAGGCGUCCUAACCAGAUGCCCGAGCCACCUCAGCUGACUCCUCUCGACGUGGAGGAGCAGCGGUUCUACUCUGAGCACCUCCCGAGUGUCCGAGCUCCUUACCCUAUCUCUAAGGCUGAGCCCGGACACCCUGCGGAGGAAACCCGUUUCGGCCGCUUGUACCUGCGAUCUCAUUCUUUAGGUCAUUAGCCACAGUUCAUGACUAUAGGUGAGGGCCGGCAUGACUGGUAAAUCGAAAGUCUCGUGUUACGGCUCAGCUCUUACUUCCCUAUGACAGAUAGGUUAAGCAUCCGCAUCACUGCUGACGCUGCUCCGAUCUGCCCGACGAUCUCCCGCUUCAUCUUACCCUCACUUGUGAACAAGAUCCAGAGAUUCUUGAACUCCUCCACUAUCGCAUGCUGUUGCUUUUAAUUUUCCUUCACAGUUUACGAUGGCAACCUGUAAACUGCCACAUUAAAUGACCUUUUCGACUUGUUCUCAUGUCUGAUCUCUCAGGUACACGUGUCCCUUUGUGGAGAAGUUCUCUAUAGACAUCGAGACGUAUUAUAAACCAGAUACUGGAAACCAGGGGGACGUCUUUAACCUGUCCUCAGCUGAAAAGAGACAGAGGACCAUAGGUGAGUCUACACCUCUGCUUACAUCUGAAUUAGUUUGAUAUUCCUCCGUUAAAUGACACUAAAUUUGUCCCUCUGCAGACCCCAUAGACAUCGUAAAAGACUACAUCCCUCCUCAUGAGUACCUGGUGGAGGAAGACCCGAAGCUGUAUCAGUCUGUGAAAACCAAACGAGGGCCGCUGUCGGACGACUGGAUCGAGGAGAUCAACCAGAGUCCGGGUCGAUGUCCCGUCAUGUGUGCCUACAAACUCUGCAAGGUGGAGUUCAGAUACUGGGGCAUGCAGUCCAAGAUUGAGCGCUUCAUUCAUGACGUGGGUACGUAUGGCACAGGGGGGGGGGGCUCUAUGGUUGGGUUUCUAUUUGACUUUAUAACUCUUUUUGCACAACUUUACAACACCUCAGUCUUGGUUUUAUUUCUGAAAUAAACUGAAAAAACAACAACCAUGAGUUGAAUGACGUGCCCUUUCUGUCAGGUCAGAAACAGCAGAACUAUUUUUGAGUAAAAGUGCUUCAUCCUUUCCCUGUACUCGACCUGACAUGACAUUUUUAACCCUGAAUCUCUGACAGUAGAUCGAGUUUCAGCGGCCAUAACUUUAUAUUUCAAAGGUUAGAUCACAGAAAUCGGAUUUGUUCCUCGCUGGAUUGAGUUUACCCCCCCUCUAAAUCCUGGUUUGUGUCCCAUCAGGUCUACGUAAAGUGAUGGUCCGGGCUCACAGACAGGCGUGGUGCUGGCAGGACGAGUGGUACGGUCUGACCAUUGAGGACAUCCGGCAGCUGGAGCUGGAGACUCAGCUAGCCUUAGCGAAGAAGAUGGCUCAGUACAGCCUGAACGAGGAGGGGGGAACAGAGACCAACGGCUCCUCUGUGAGCCAGGACCAGGAGCAGGGAGGGGAGACAGGGGGGACGGCUGUGGAGAUAGAGGGGGGAGGAGGAAAACUGGGAGACGCGCUGGAGACUCGAGGGGAGCUCACCAAGCAGUGGUCCACCUCGUCCAGGUCCUCCAACAGGUCGUCCAAGAGAGGAGGUGAGGAGGAGACUUCCUCGUUUACUAAUCUGAUGAAGAUUGCUUAUCUUAAAUUAACAUGAUUGUGUGUUUUUAUGAUCACAGGGAGUCCAUCUCACCAGAGUAUCUCCGAGUGGAGGAUGCAGAGUAUCGCCAGAGACUCCGAGGACAGCACGGAUGACGAGUUCUUCGACGCUCACGGUGAGUCAAAGUUUUCUGCCAGUGUUUCAUUCAGAUGCAGAACUCCAGAUAUAAUAUCAUCACUGACGCCGAAUUUACACCGCAUCCGGAACGGCUCCCAUCCGAAACUGCAGUGAUUUUCAAUGUCCACCAAUUCCUACCAGAUCUGUUUGUGAGGCGAAUUUGGUGGCAGAUUACUGACAGCAGGAAUCACGAGAACUCACAAGAACCCGGAUUCAAGUGCAAUCGCGCAAUAACGAGUUGUCUCUAUAAAAACAGCCACAUAACCAUAUAAGAUUAUAUUAUAUAUAUUAGAUUGUGUCCUUCCAGAGGAGGAAAUCUACUUCUAGACUUCUAGAAUCAGCAUCUCCUCAUCCAUGGUGUCAUCAGGGUGAAAUGACGUUUAAAAACCUUUCAGUUGUUCGUCCCUGCCUGUUCGCAUGAUGUAAAAUACGAUCUGCCUGAAACACGGAGUGUUUUACUUUGAAAAGAAGCUGGAUGUUUUAUUUUGUGUCUGUGCCCGACUUCCUUUCCAGCACAGGUUAGUCUGUGCUGAAUUUAUCUGGCAUUGCGAACAGCUGCGGAGUCCGGCGAUCCGAAGCUGAACCAAAGACGCCAGUGGAAAUUGACUCGUUAACUUGAAUGGUUACGAUCAGCUGCAAUUGGCGGAUAAGGCCUUUUCGUAGCCGUUCCAGAUGCGGUCAAAAAUUGGAGGGAAGAAUGCAGCGACCCCAGCGGCACUACAGAGCAGGGAAGCCGGUACAGAUGUGCUUUAUCAAUCAGUUAUAUUUGAAUCCUUUUUUUCUGUGAACCAUGCAGAGGACUUUUCAGACAACGAGGAGAUAUUUGCCAAAGAGAUCACCAAGUGGAGCUCCAACGAUCUGAUGGACAAGAUUGAAACCAUCGAGGUGGACGAAGCACACGGUCAGUCCUUCAUUCAUCCAUUCAUUCACGCUUAAAAAACAGAACAUUUAUUAUCACCUUAAAUGGCACUUUUUGGAUCAGACAGAUGAUUGAACUCAAACUCUUGAUUUUCAGAGUCCCUGUAUCAUGAAUCAGGUGGAGAGUACGCCGUGAUGAAUGAGGAGAGGGUCAUGGAGGUAAAGUUUCUCUGUUUCCUCGUCUUUAGGAAAUUCAUUUGAUUCUCUGGUUUCUUUUGUUAUUCUUGAAAAUUCUCUAUAACUCAUUUAAACCUGUUUCCUCUCUGUCUCUCCUGUCCUCUUCCUUGCAGGAAUUAUCCACUCAGCAGUGUCUCCAGCCGUCUAAAAUUCACGUCCUUUUCCUGGUGUUACACGGAGGGAACAUUCUAGACACUGGCUCAGGUACAGCAGCAAACAAGCUUAAAAAAUAUUCAGAUUUCUUCAUGAAAAUUCAAAGAGGCUCAGUUUAGAGAGCGCCCUGUCCUUCUACAUGGACGUAUAAAAUUUGUGUGUGACCUGUUCUUGUUUGUCCACAGGUGAGCAGAACAGCAAACAGGGAGAUGGAAACACUCUGAGUGGUGCCUUCGAGACCGUGAUGAGAGUCCACUACCCUGCAGCUCUGGGCCGCAUCGCCAUUCGGAUGGUCCCCUGUCCUGCUGUGUGUGUGGACGCCUUCUCUCUCGUCUCAAAGUGAGUAAGACCCUCGAGUAUUUAAGAAAAAGUCUGUGAUAAACAACCACAAACUUGCUGAGAACAGACGUGUGUUUGUUCGUCCAUCAGUCUGAGUCCGUACAGCUACGACGAGGGCUGCCUGUCCAGCAGUCAGGACCACAUCCCUUUAGCAGCUCUGCCUCUUCUGGCCACAUCUGCGCCGCAGUAUCAGGACGCCAUCGCAACAGUCAUCCUACGAGCCAAUCAGGUGUACAGCGACUUCAUCAAGUCUUUAGAGGGAGCGACUUUUAAUGGACAGGUCAGUGUGAGACCUGAAGGGUCAUGUAUCCUCUGUGGUUCUGUUUGAGGUGGUCCUGAUAGUGAGGUGGUUUUUGUGUGCCGUGUCUCAGGUGUGUGUUAUCGGAGACUGUGUUGGGGGGAUCCUGGGGUUCGACGCUCUCUGCAGCACCUCUGUGAUUGUAUCAGAGAGCCAGAACAGCAGCAGGCGGGGCAGCGCCAUCAGUGUUCAGGUACGGAUCUCACAUCAAACAGGUCUCCUGCUGCAACAGAGGAAGGUUACUUCAGGUCAACUUUGACAAUGUUCUCCGCAUUCUUUGUCUCUACAGGACACAGACCUUCUCUCUCCAGGUAUCGUCAUAAACAGCGUCUCUCCGUCCUCCUCACCAACCUUGGAGGGAAGCCGCCACCUCAGCCGCAGCAACAUCGACAUCCCUCGCUGCUCGGGGGCUGAUGACCCAAAGAGGCAGCUGCCGCGCAAACGCAGCGACUCGUCCACGUACGAGCUGGACACCAUCAAACAUCACCAGGCCUUCCUGUCUAGGUCAGACACGGAGAGGGGUGCAAACAUGACAUGAGCGCCAACAGCUGACGUGUGAUGAGAACUUUUUUGUAACUGUAGGAGCUGAAAUAUGCAAAAAAAAAAAAAAAAGGGUCCUUGUGUGAAAAAAACAGAAUUUCCCUUUAAAGUGCAGAAACAUGAACUGUAAUUCUGAUAAGUUUUGACUGCUUGCCUCUCUGACUUUAAACACCGUCUGUCUGUCUGUCUGUCUGUUUCCUCUCCGCCUUCAGCCUUCACUCCAGCGUGCUCCACGGGGAACCUGGGUCGCGGCGCUCCAGUAACAGCACCAUGCUGGAAGGAGGGUCUUUGGGGAAGUUUGACUUUGAGGUGACUGACUUCUUCCUGUUUGGCUCUCCUCUGGGGCUGGUGCUCGCUCUGAGGAAGACCGUGGUGCCCUCUUUAGAUGGUGAGGAAGAGCCUCUGUCUUGUUACGUUUACUGAAAAGUUCCUGAUGUUCCUCGUUAAGCAGGUCUCAAAAUUAUAAAGUAUGACUGGAAAUUUGUGGAUUCUGAUGAUGUGAGAUUCCUGUCUCAAACAGCUGCAGAGCAGGUGUCAAAGGUUAGAGGUCAUGUUUCUAAACUCUAAAGAAAAAUACGUGAUUGAAGUCAGAGCUCACUUGAAGCUGAUUGUAUGUUUGUCCUCUGAGGUUUGAAGUAGAGAGGUCGCUGACCUUCAGCUGUGGGAACAACAUCUGGAUUAAUUUUCAGGCUGAUUUGAUAAUAGUCAGUCGUUUUGUCAUGUCACAGGUCAAAGUUUUUUAUUUUCAAAGUUUAUUUUGGUAUAAACACAACAGUCAUGCAAACUUUUCCAACAACCAAAUACUCAAAGUCUGAGCUGCUUCUUUGUCAUAGAAAUUUAAAGAAAUGUGCUGUUUUUAAGGCUGUCGAUACUCAGAAUCCUUAUUUGGUUCUGCUUGAUGUUAAAAAAGUGAAUACAGCUGCAACAUGUUAGAAGAAGUUCACCUGAGAAUAAGUCACUGCUCCAGCCAAAUGUUAUGAUGCGUUUGAGUUACCUUAGAAGUCAGAUAUCGGAGCUGAAAAGUACAUCACGGAAGUUAUUUUAGCGCUUGCCUUAUAUUCGGACAAGGCAAGCGCUAAAACCUCCUUGUAGAUGUAGCCAUCUUGUUUCCGCCUCCGAUUUUGCUUUUUUUCCGACUUGGUAACUGAAACGCUGGGAACUCGUGUGUGACGUCAUUUUCAGCUCAGACUUCUGACUUCCGAGGUAACUCGAACACAGCAUUAGUCCAGGAAAAUCCGCUGUUUCCCUGCAUUUGUCUUACUUACAUUUAGCUUUAAAUGGAGGACUAAAACAAAAGCCAGGGAGUUUUGGAGUUGAGUAUUUGCAAGUCUUUGACUUCUUGACCUCUCAUAUGGAGGACAGUGCCCCAGUUUGACCGCCCAAGUCCACAGAGUCCAUCACUGCUUCUGUGCUUUGAUAUCACUGUAACAGAGUAAAAGUUUUAGUGGUAUUCAAUCUUAUUUAAAAAAAACUUUUGAUCACUUUGUUCUUCUUUCCAGUGUCUGCUCUGCGUCCAGCCUGUCAGCAAGUUUACAACCUGUUUCACCCGGCUGAUCCCUCGGCCUCCCGUCUUGAGCCACUCCUGGACAAGCGUUUCCACCUGCUGCCUCCGUUCAGCGUCCCCCGAUACCAACGCUUUCCUCUGGGUGACGGGAACUCUGCCCUCCUGGGUGAGUCCUCAAACGAAGACGAAACCCUCCCUGUCAUUUUUUCUGUUUCUAGACCUGACUUUGUGCCCAACUUUUAUCUGGUCUCCUAGUCGACACGGUUCAGAGUAAUCCUCAGCUUCUGCUGGAGUCGAGCGGUUCAGCAUCUCUGCGCUACCAUGAAAACACCGGCAAUGAAACCUCCAUCCCAGUGCCUGUUCUCAACUGGCAGAGCUCACAGAUCCACUCAGAGAGUAAGUACCUGCUCUCCUCAUGCACUUUAAAGUAAAGCCACUUUUCCAGAGCUUCGAUUUAGAGCACAGAUGAAGCUCAGGUAUCAAGAUUCAGCAGUAAAGAAAUCUGUCGUCAUAGAUGUUAAACUACUGCUUUAAUUGCUGCAGCAUAAAUGCUCAGACAGGGAAGAAAAACCGUCAGAUCAGUAAUGAAAAACUCCACCAAGCACAAAAACACGUUACUGCCUCAUUUACUGCCUGCUUAAUUGUCUCACUCUUGCUGUCCUCCUACAUCUCUGUGUUCGGUCUGCUGACUCACAGCUUUGCUAACUGCACUCUUUAAAAAGUUUCAUUUUAUGACAUCAGAAAACUGGCAGAGAUCUCAGCUCAUUUUUUUAGGACUCAGCUCUUGGACGACAAAGUUUUGUCACACAGUUUUUUUAGUCCAGUCAGAACCAGCAGAACCGACGCCAGGGCUUUGUUUGAAAACCUGAGACUGUAGAAGAAGAGGAUCCAUCAGCUAAAGCAGCUGAAGUUUUGGUCAUAAAGCCCGCCUCCUCCAUGUAAACAGAUGGGGCAUGAGUCACAGUGUAAAAUGAAAAAUACAUGCUGUAAUGAUUCCUAUAAUGCCAGAGUGCAUUGCUCUUUGUCUGACCCUCCUCUUCUGUCUCUUCAGCGGACUCUCUUCAUUCUCACAUGUUCGUGGACGGUCAGUGCGCCCCCUCCACGUCCCCCGGAGUCCCUCACCUUCGUUGUCAUCGCAGGGCGAGCGAGGCCAGCUUAGCCAGUCAGGUGUCAGGGUUAGCCGACUCUUACACCGCCUCCAACAUCGCCACCAGUAAGUUGACCUCUGACCUCUUGAGUGUGAUUCAUGUUUAUGACGAAGAGCUGACAUUUGAAGUGUUGACCUUCUCAUUUCCUCCCUCCAAACAUCCCCCUCUCCCCAUGAAGUCAGCACGCCUAAGCGGCCCCGGCUGCUGACCCAGCUGGCUGUCCCCUACAAUAGGUUGUCCUCUCGGAACCCGUCAUUUCGCUUACGGCAGAAAAUCCGACAGGUGUUCCCGAAAGCCAACGGCGUGGAGUCAGAGCAGAGCUCCCUCAUUAGCUCGGACAGGACCUCUAAUACUGCCUCUGACUUCACUGAUGUCACCUCUGACAUCACAGACCUCAACUCCAUGCCCCCGUCACCCAGGGUGCUGAAGAACGUAGAGCAAGGUAUCCUGGGAGCUGUAGUAAGAGGACAUAAGGGAAGGAUGCUAGGCUCCGUCCUCGUUUCCUUGUGCUGUGUCCUUCCUCUCUCCUUAGAGAAAAAAAAGACUCCCAGAAACCUUCGUGUGUGACUUUUUGAUGCUCAGAGAACUUUUCCUACGUUUUCCAGAAAAAUCUUUGGCAUGGUUCUCAAAGAUUCAGAGGGUUUCGCGAGUUUUACUUUCUACUCUCUGACCUUCUUUUUCAUUUUUAAUUCUCUUUUGGACUCUAGUACCUUUAGUGACUUAUUCAUCACCAGAUAAGCAGAACGUAGAUCUGCAGUGGACCCAUCUAAGAAACACUACGGUGAUAGAUUUCCUGAGUCCUUAUCUUACUCUCUCUCCUCUGUCUCUUCUUUGUUUUCCACUCCCUUCCUAGUUGCCUCUCGAUGGUGGGGCAGUAAGAGGAUGGACUACGCCCUCUACUGUCCAGACGCCCUGACAGCUUUCCCAACGGUGGCUCUGCCUCAUCUUUUCCACGCCUCGUAUUGGGAGUCCACAGAUGUUGUUUCGUUCUUACUCAGACAGGUUUGUGGAGUAUUUCUGAUCCCCAGAGAAUGUAUCCUGAUGUUUUUAUGAUUUCUUUACUUUGAUUUCAGUUCACCCUGACCAUUAAGAAAGUUUAUCUACAGUUAAAUAUCCAAAUGAGUACAAAAACAAAUAACUUCUUUUUCUCCUACCAGAUGCUAAAAUCUAAAAUAAGAACAGAGCUGUAACCCCGAAACAAUCCAUCAUUAAUUUCACCAGCAGGAGUGAAAAUACACAUUUAUUUUGAUUGCUGUGACAGUCUAGGAUAUUUAGACAAAUUAUCACAACAGAUGGACGACUACAAAGACACCAGGACACCAGAAUAUCAUCAGAAAGUUUCACCGCUUUGCUUUGGCAGACUGCUGUGUCAUUGUGUUAUCUUUGGCUGAAGUGCUGAGGCGAGCAAAGGAUCCCAGCCAGUGUGAAGAUGACUGUGAAGCAGAAUCAGUGCUGCGUCUACUACUUACUAAGAGUAAAACUUUGUUCCAAGACUAUUUAUCUGAGCUUUUUGUUCUCUUAUUAGGUGAUGAGACACGAGAACUCAAGUAUUUUGGAGCUGGAUGGGAAAGAAGUGUCUGAAUUCACUCCGUCCAAACCACGAGAGAAAUGGCUGCGCAAGAGGACUCAUGUGAAAAUCAGGGUGAGCGCUCUGUUUACUUUACAAUUACACAAGUUUCAACAGGAACUUGUGUGUUUGUGAAACCUUGUCAUCUGAAGUUGUAAAUCUGUAGGAAUCACCAAUCUUUAGAGUUUAGUCCAAAAAAGAUCAGAUCAAGCAUCUUUAAACUGUUUUUUUUCCUAUCAAGAUACCCAACAUGAACUUUAUUGAGCAUGGUCAUAAAAAAAAAAACUCUUAAAUGGUUGCACCAAAAUACAAGAAACUCCCAACAGGACAGGGUUUUCUAAAUGUUGUCUAAAAGGCCAAACCCGGUCCAGAAUCCGUCUCCACAGCUCAUAAAGCUGAAGUGCGGCUCUUGAUUAACAUUUUAAUCAACCUAAAGCUUCUCUCACAUAGCUGCUGGCAGCUGCACAGUAAAAAGUCUCAGUGAGAGAGAUUUCAGGGAAUGAGGUAAACCCAAACCUUGUAAGUAAAGAGGUCAUGUCCUCUGAAAAUGGGAGAAAUCCCUGUAAAUGAAACAUGAGGAGGACAGCUGUUCAGAUUUCCUGCAUUUUCAGAACGUGACGGCUAACCACCGUGUGAGUGACGCUGUGUUUACGGAGGAUGGAGCCCAGAUGGUGAUGGGACGUUUCAUGUACGGCCCUCUGGACAUGGUCACCCUCACUGGAGAGAAGGUAGUGACAACGUCCAGCUGUGAUAUUAAAAAAAAAAAAAAAACGGUUAUAUAAUGGUAGCACCAUCUGUGUCUUUAAGGUCAUUGUGUUAUUUCCUGCAGAUUGACAUCCACAUCAUGACCCAGCCUCCCUCUGGAGAGUGGGUGUACUUUGACACGGAGCUCACCAACAGCAGCGGACGCAUCUCUUACGUAAUCCCUGAGAGCAGGAGGCUGGGCAUCGGAGUGUACCCUGUCAAAAUGGUAGUCAGGUACGAUAAGUCCCUCUCUGACUCAGGCUGUCUGGGGGGCAGGUGUUUAGAAAUCAUGUAAAGGGCACCAGCUGCAUGCAAGCGGGUCACCAGAGAGUAUAAAGGAUGAUGCAUUUAUGGUGGAGCAGCUCAAAAACCUCAGGAGUAAACAAACUGACUCAUAUGGAAAGAAGAUGUACACCCACCAAAUAAUGAAGAACUUAUAGGCGUGUUAAAGUCAGAUAUCUUUACUGCACAUGAGGCAGCCUUGAUCGAGCUUUCUCCACUAAAUCAGUGGAACUUUGUGAUGUUUUCUCCACUGGAUGGGCAGUCUUCUUGGAAUAACAGUCUUCAUCCUUUCUUGGUCAAAUAAAACCCUGAAAUUUUCGACCAAAAUUGACUAAUCAAGGGAGGGAUUUUCCAUCUCUGACAGCAAACCUUUCUGCGGCAGGGGACAAUGCCACUUGGCGGGAUGGAAAUAUACUGAUAUCAGCACAAGAAGGAUAUUAAACACGAAUAUUAUAUCAAGCAAACCAACGGCCAUUGAUUAACAUGGGCGCUCUUCAAUCUUCCCGUCUCCAGCUGGUCUCCAGUGGGUGGGGCAAAUCCAAAAUGGUGAAAACAAAGGGGGAGUGUUCUGAGACAGGCUGUUACUUGAGAAAUGGGAGUGCUCUGAAAACACUCCCAUUAGCACUUGGUACAUUCCUCCUGAUGAAAUUAACUAUAGACUGUUAAUUGACAUGGAAAAAAUUUGAGUCGACCAAUCAGAAUUUUUGGUCGACUCAGCACGUAUCGACCAAUAAGUCAACCGGUCAAACAAGGACUUUACAGCCCUAGUAGAACGAAGAGGUAAACCAACCAAACAUGGAAGACCUUGUUAAAGUCGGCUCUCUUUGCUGCACGAGGCAGCCUUGAUCCAGCUUUCUCCACUAAAUCAGUGGGGCUUUGUGAUGUUUUCUCCACUGGAUAGGCAGUCUCCUUGGAAUAACAGUCUUCAUCUUUUCUCAGUCAGUUCAGUAUUUCCAUCUUAAUCUCUUUACUUUGUCUUGCAGGGGUGACCACACUUUUGCAGACAGCUAUCUCUCUAUUGUUCCACGAGGAACCGAGUUUGUAGUGUUCAGCAUUGAUGGCUCUUUCGCCGCCAGCGUGUCUAUAAUGGGCAGCGACCCAAAGGUCAGAGCUGGAGCUGUGGAUGUUGUCAGGUAAGGUUUCCCUCUGAACUUCCUGGGUCCAUUUAAUAGAUUCACAUAAAUCAUCAAGGUAAACAAUAGUUAAGAGUGAGUGAAUGAAACAGCUAAGCUUUGCUCUGUUAAUGACCUUUAUGCAGAUACUGGCAGGACCUGGGUUAUAUGAUCGUGUACGUAACGGGCCGCCCUGACAUGCAGAAACAGCGUGUGGUGGCCUGGCUUUCUCAGCAUAACUUUCCUCAUGGUGUCGUCUCGUUCUGUGAUGGGCUGGUUCACGACCCGCUUCGACACAAGGCCAACUUUCUUAAAUCUCUCAUCAACGAGGUGAGGAAAGCCGCUGAGUCUGAGGUGGUUUCAUGAUGAAAUGCUCAAAGUUUCUAAAAUGUAACCCCGUUUUUAUCAGGCCCACAUGAGGAUCUUUGCUGCUUACGGAUCCACCAAGGACAUCUCUGUGUACUCGUCAAUUGGUCUGUCUCCAUCUCAUAUUUACAUAGUGGGAAGGCCAACAAAGAAGAUGCUGCACCAGUGUCAGGUAUGGAGUGAAUCCUGAUUCAGCAAGAGUCCAGCAUCACCAGAAUUUUCAGCCUGCUAAAUAAGUAAUACUGUUUUUUUUAGUUACUGUAGGUGCAAAAUGCUGAUCUUGUGUGGGUCCAAGCUGUAACGCAGCCACUCACCUCUAACCAGUCCUGUAACUCAUUCCAGUAAAGACUGACAUGAUGCUAAAAUGCUCUGCUAACCAGAUGCAAACAAGCACAGUUGUCAGAUGACAUCUAGAGAUGAUCUAGAUUGUAACCUGCAGGGUGGUGCAAAGGCUGGUGGUACUCACUCUGCUAAUGGUAGCCACACUCUUUUUAACUGGUUUUCCUCACUUAAGUUCUAGUUGGAAAAACAAGACUUUUUGCAGAACUACAGAGUUGGUCACUUUGGAACAUACCAAGAGACGGUUUGGUGUUUUACAGCUGAGUCGUUUAGCCAUCAGGAGAUUUCUUGCUUUCACCAACCCCCAAUUUCUACUGCAUUCAGAAUGGCUGCGAAAAGGCCGUAUGCGCUGAUCGCAGCUGACCGUUUCCAUUUAAGUUAAUGUGUCAAUUUCUACCGGCUUUACCCUGAUGACACCAUGGAUGAGGAGAAGCUGAUUCUAAACGUGGAUCUCCUCCUCUGGAAGGACAAAAUCUAUUGCUUAUAUGGUUAUGUGGCUGUCUUUAUAGAGACCACUCAUUAUUGUGCGAUUGCAUGUGAAUCCACAAGUUCUUGUGAGUUCUUGCGAUUCCCACUGUCCAAAAUCCAUAACGAAAUUCUUCUCACAAACACAGCCGGUAGGAAUUGGCGGACGACAAAAAUCGCUGCCGUUCCGUGGCAGAGCCUUUCUGGAUGCGAUGGAAAUUGGGGGUAAGAGUCAACACCUAAAGUAAUUGACCCUGAAUGUCUUCCAGUUCAUCCCGGAUGGUUACGCCUCCCACCUCUCUCAGCUGGAAUACAACUCCAGAUCUCGUCCCGCAAAGUCUCCGAGCACCCGUAUGGUCCUCCGCAAGAGCAGCUUCGGUUUGGGUGCGGCUGGAGGAGACUUCCUGCGCAAACGUAACCACAUCUUUCGCACCAUCUCCUCUCAGCAACCUGGAGGGGCGGGGUCUGCCUCCCCCAACCAGCCUGGGCGGACUGAGCGCACACUGAGCCAGUGCGAGAUGGAGCGGGAUCGAGGGGUCGCUGCUGCGGCAGCUCAGAGGAGUAUGAGCAUAGCCGCGGGUUGCUGGGGCCGCAGCGGGAGCACGAAGGAGGGCAGCGGAGGGUUACACAGCCAUAAAUGAGGCUCAAAAGGGAGCCUCAGGGUUAAAAGACCCAGCCUGGGCCACCAUGAUCUCUAGACUGAUGAAAAAGAAGAGGAGGACUGGAUGUCGGGUUUGUAUAUAAAAUAUUGAUUGUAUCAAAAAGGAAAAGAAGAGCAGGAUCAGUCAAGGAGGAGUGGACUAAUCAGGCUAAGAGGAAUCCGGUGAAGUAAAGACAGUCCUGUAGCAUGACUCUUUUACAGUAAUACUUUUAUAGGAGCAUCACUAAUUAUUCAAAAGACAACAAGGAAGGAUUAACUGAAAUAUUGUAAGCCUUAAACUAAUCUCCUGUAAAGAGACAAACCCCCACCAACUCCCCGAUCCAAACACACAGUCCUAGCAUUCACACUCAUGAGCUCAGGACAAACUGCAGAUUCAUCCCCAGACAGUCGGAACGGGUUCAAGGCCAAAUUCUGUGGCAGCCAUGAUUAAAAAAAAGCUGCUGGAUUUCACUUCUGUCUGUUUCAUCGUCAGCCAAACAAAAUGUUCUUGACACAAAACUCAACACAGCAAUGACAUGCAAUAACACCAAGGAGAAACAAGUUCAUCCAGAUUACAAAAAAAACCAAACAUAUUUUAUGGCUUUAUGUCAUAUAAACACAAGGUGCCUGUGCUCAGAGGAGAAACCCAUCCCACUACGCCCUCACGCCCACGUUUCUGCUAUAGUAUUAAGUCACAAAGCCCACCAUAUGGUCCCAAAUGUCCCUGAACAGCCAAGCAUGAAGUUAGGUGGUGCAGUGAGAGCCAGCACAUCAUUAAUCUCAGCAGCCUUACGAAUGGUUUCAGUUUAUUCCUCCAGGAUUUGCUCUCUGAGAUCACUGCCUCGAUAUAAACCCAUUACAGGAAAAACUGCCAGUUUUACAUUUUCAUCCAAAAAACAAAUCGAUUCUUCGAAACAGUGGAGAGCUAUAUCUAACGAUGUUAUUAGUCCUUUUGUUCCAUACUGGUCCAAGAAGAGAUGACAUCUGAAGUUCCACCAAAUACUCGAUGAUUCAUGGUCCCCACAGGAUAGUAAAUGUUAAACUAACUUUUACGAUCCAAACUGGAUCAGUCUAACAUCAUCUUGAAGUACAUUUACAGUGAAAGUGAGGGUCAACUAUUGCAUAGAUGUGCCAUUAAACCUGAUGAAGAUGGUCAUUGUCCCCAGAGGAUGACGCCCAUGUAUUCAUUAAUUGUUAGGUUCUCUGCGAAUGUGCCAUUAUGAGGUCAUCAUUUCAAGUUUGUUUACAUUGGAUGAGUGUGAAAUUUGAUUUCACUAUUCAAGGUGCCCAGAGGAUGGACCGUUUUCUGACUUUUGGAGAAAUAUAACUGUUAUAAGGUCACAUGUUUUACUUGACAAUUUUUAGAGGAUACAUUCUAACGACGUUGAUGACCUCUAACCUUUUCUCCACUUUUUUUAAUUUAGUGUAAACAUUGUUUUUUUGGUUCAUGACAUUCCCACGAGCCUCCGAUGUACUUGUGGUUUUGUGCCAAUUUUUAAAAUACAAGCAUGUUUAUACAAUAAAUUACCAUGAUUAACAUCUAAAUAUUUACAAUGUGACCAAGAGGGUACUUUAAUACUGAUGAGAACGCUGCUAAAUUGAUAAAGUUUGAUGUGUUAAUCAAAAUCAUCUUUCCUGGAUGAGAGCGAGUUCAGGUACAGUAAUCUUGACUGUUUUUACAGGACUUAAACUGCCCACAGAGCCAUGUCUCAUGUGAUGCAAGGACUUUUGUAAUCUGGAUGAACUGACCUUUUUAAAACUCUAAGAGCUGCAUCUGAAUUCUUCAAGUAUCAGAAAUGAAAGAGCCUUUUGUCUCAGUCUAAAAAUAACUGUGUUCAUCAUUGUAUAUAAUUACAUAAUCCUUGCAGGUUGCUUGUCCAGUAAUCAUCCCACUGUGCGUUAUAUUUGUAGUUUUUCCCUGUCAGCGUGGCCUCUGGGCCAUCAGAUCCAAGGCCUUAAUAUCUGACAAGACUCGAACUCCACAGAUGGAACAGAAAGCAGACAAACAGGGCAUGCAGCAUUAAGCGACAACUGAAACUCUGUACAGUCCUCAGCAACAAUCCCUUUAUACAGUCAUCUGCUUGCAAUACCUCUCUGAUCCACCUGAAGGUGGUGCUCUGUUCCGCACAUGUGCUGCUGCAGGGAGGAACUCCAAUUGUUCCCUGGCUUUUUGCUCUUUUUGCUUUGCAGGGUAAGAAAGAUGAACUGGUUUCUGCAGAGGAGCUUGAAUAAUUUUUAGACUGGACCCUGGGAGGAAAGUAAGGCAGUAUUUCCACAAAGUUUUCACAAACAGAGACCUGUUAGACUUUCAGUAUUUUUACCAAAUGGACAGCAGAAUGGACAAGAGGACAUUCAACAACAAUGUUGAAAAGACUGGACUGACCCUUUUCAUGAUGAAUGUGGAGAUGAGAUUUGAUGAGAGCAAACACUGUCUGCUGCUUUUAUCUACUGAACUGUAUAUUUUCAUGCAAAGGGGACAUAAUAAGGAGAAGCCACCUCACAUCCAAAAUCACAAACCAUGUGCACAAAAAGUCAGGAUUUCUCUGUACUGAUGCCAACCAAGCUCACUAUAAGGUUCACAAUUUUAAAGUUGGUCUUUAAAAAUGUCUUUCUGUUCGUAUUACUUUGCAGUCAUCAUUUCAUUAUAAAAGAUUUUCAAAACACUUCCCCUGUAAGUGAAGGAUAAAUACACCUCCAACUGAUCUUAUUUUAGCCUUUUAUAGUGCUGACGUAGAGGUUCAGCAGUCCAAGUUAAUCUGAUCAAGCGAAUCUUCAACAAAUGCAAAGUUUGUCAAAAGACAUUUUUGUCCACUUGGAUUUUAGGCCACCUAAUUUCACAACAAAUAAUAACCUGUUGUCGACUCAUGUAAAUUAUGGCAUUGUAAGUUUUCAUCUGCAAAUAUGUAGCAGGCUCAGACAGUAUGGUCUCUAAACAGGAUAACUGGUACCAUCAGCAUAAACCAGAUUUUUGUUGUUGUUUUUUAAAUCCUGUUCUGCUUUUGUUCCCUGUGGUGUUCCCUAAGGCUCCAUCCUUGGUCCCAUUUUGUUUUGUUUUUUACUAGGCUUCAAUUCUUCUUGAUACCAAAUGAUAAUCUACUGACCCUUUAUAACGGAUAUAUGAUGAUCAUAUCCAGCUUUUGGGUCACAUCAUAUUAAGUAAAAACAAUCCUCAUUUUAUGUUUGGAAAACUCACAAAUGCUGGAGUUGUAAAUGUCCACCAUCACCUACAGUGGAAGUAUACACAAAUACUUUUGAAGGACCAGGAUGGCUGAAGCAGGCUAAACCUAUUUUUCACAUGAAAAUCUGCAACUGUCUGUUAUUAUAAGCAGGAUUUAAAAUUGUGAACCUAUCCCUUUACUCAUACAGGCUUAUAGACUUAAGGUGUGGAGCAGAAAUAACUGCUUCACUUCAUUUUACUAUGCUGUUAUUUUACUCCUAGCUUCCACACAACACAGGAGUGUGUUUCUACCCUGUGUGUGAUCAGUAAUGUCUUCAACCCACCACAAGAGCCAAAAUCAUUCUCUGAUACUGUAGUAAAUCAACUAUGUAACCUCAUUGUUAUUUUUUUGCACUAGUUUACAAUGAAAAUAAUCUGUAGUCACCAUCUCAUGUACCACUGUAGUGCAUGACACUGUUUGUUCAUUUCAGGGUAAAUUGUUUCUACAGGUACGCACACUUCUUUGUCAGCAUAUGGAAAUAAUGUAAAUGUGCCAAACAGUAGAAGAUUAUUGAGAAGUAUUAUUAGAGCAGGGGUUUUCAAAAUCUGGCACCGGGGGUUCUUAAAAAUCUCCCUUUUUGUUAUUGAUCACACUCUGAUUGAUAACCAUGCUCUCAGUUUUGGCUGUGGAGUUCUUCUGAAACUAAAAAGAAGCCCUAAAAAUUACCAUUCACAGGCAGGUUUUACAGGUGUAAGAUGCACUGAUUUUUGGUGUCUUCUCAGAGCAGAUUUAAGGAAAUUUAUUCCCUAUGAACAACAGGUACACCUCGAUAAAUGUAAGUUAUCUCAAAAGCAAAAAAUGUUUCAACUGUGUCAGUGUGAUAAAUCCAAAACUCAGAAUUAGUGCAAUUUAUGGCACAAUUUUUUCCUAAAGCUGAUAAAAAUCUAAAUUGGACACUGGAAAUAUCUCUAAAACAUGAUCAAAAUAUAUAUAUAUAUAUUUCAAUCAUAUCUGUUUGUCCAGACUGAAAUAGGUGUGAUUUAUGGCGCAAUACUACUGAUAACCAGGCCCCCCUUUGUAGACCUUUCAACACCUUCUUGUCUCAAAUUUUGAAAACUCCUGAUUUACUUUUUAUUGCAGUAAUAACGGAGAAGUAUUGAUCGCUUAUACUAAUUUGACUGGACUUAACUGCUGGUGGCCAGUUUUUCUUUUUGUCUUUUAUUACCCAUGUCUGAGGAAAAAAGUGUCUUUUAACAGAAAACGAAAGAUGUCCUUUAACUUUGAGAGCAGAGAUGGAGCGUGUUGCUGUAAUUUUGGAAUAUUAGCUAUUUUGCAAGAACUCAUGGACUUCUGCAUUGAGUUUUUGUUGGUUUUAGGCCGCAAACACAUUGUCCCCCUUCAGCCAUUCGGCUGCUGUGUUGAAUGUCUGCUCAUUUGGAUUCUGAGAUUGAUCAGGAGCCAUGGAUGUGUCACUGUACAUAUUGUAAAGAUGUGUAUGUAGGACUUCUAUGUUCAAGAGUUAUUUAUUUACCUAUAAAUCAUUAUGUUACUCUGGAAAUUUCAGGUGAAAUAUAUUUGAAAUAUGUAGCAUUUUAUUUGUCACUUCGGCAGUCAUUAAGGCUAUACGGACCAACACAGGAAGGUUUUUUGUUUUUACAAGUGCAAUAUUAUUAUUCCAAUCACAGCCAGGCAGAACCACUACCACAGCAGGCGCACAAUCUGCCACAACAGUCUGAAAUCCUACACACACCACCUGCAGUCCUGUUUCACACCUUGUGAAAUGUAUUUGUAUUCUAGCUAAUGUUGAACUCUGCUGUCUCUUUACAACAGUCCACUGCUGAGCAUUUUAUAGGACUUCCUGUACCUAUUUUUCAAACUGGAGUAUUUUACUAUCACUUUGAAAUAUAACUGGAGACUGAUUUUCAGUCAGCAGUGGGUGCAUGAAGAAGUAAACCCCAUAACAAUGCAGCUAUAUUUAAUAAGCUGUUGCAUGUCAUCAAGCCAGAUUGGAAAUAAUUAAUCUUCAUGCUAAACAAUAAUAAACCAGAUGUGUUGUCCACAAUGUCUUCAUUGUUUGUUGAAUUAAAUAUUUGCUGAAUUUGUUUGGUACUAUGAUAA